GCCUAAGGCAGCGAGGCCGGGCCGGGCCGAGCGGAGCUGAGGAGAGGAGUCGCAUCCAAGAUGGCGCCGUGCGGACGUGUCCCGGCCCGGAGACGCGGGCCGGGCCCUCUCCUCGCCGCCCCUUUCCUCUGGCUGCUCGUGGCUCUCGGGUCAGCCCGGGCACAGCAGCAAGGCGGGGCAGCGGCGGUCGGGGCCGCCCAGGGGUUCCCGGGGCAGCAGCCGGCGGCCGUAGGGGGAUUGGGGGGCCAGCCGCUGCCUCAGUUGGGGCUGGGAGCACUCCCGGGUGGCGGCGGAGGCGGAGCUGGGGGUGGCCGUCUGCCCCGCGGGGGCUCCUCGGCGGGAGGCGGCUGGAAGCUGGCGGACGAGCCGGUGUGCCGCGAAGACGUGACCCGCGUCUGCCCCAAGCACAGCUGGGCCAACAACCUGGCCGUCCUCGAGUGCCUGCAGGACGUGCGGGAGGUGAGCGGGGCGGGGAGCCCCUCCUAGCUGGUGGGGAAACUGAGGCCAGGGAGGUCGGGGGAGGGCGUCGGGGCAGUGGACCCCCAUGGAGCAACUUUUUUGCGGCGGGCGGCUGCAGGGAGAGGCCAGCCCAGGUGCGGAGCAAUGCACAUAGCCACUCCUGGCAAUUUUAGGAAACCUGCAUCUGACCCAGGUUUACCCUGUCCUCCGUCACUCUCCGGUGUAACCAAGAAGUGGCGUCCAGGAUGGAGGUCUGCGGCCAGGACCAUGCGCGCAUGCAUAGCUCCUCCUGGCCCCGGUUGCCAAGAGUUAGGGAGCAAGUGCAGCCCCUUCGCCAGUAGCUCCCUUUCCCUUCUGGCGCAGGAGCAAAUCCUUGUUUUCAAGGGAAAAGGCCGAAGGGCUGCACGGGAAAGCGAGGACACUUCUGUGGGCAGAACCCGUUUUCUGGCUCAGGCAGGCCUGCCGACAGCGGUGUUGCCCAUUCCUGGCAUUCAUAGUUUAAAAGAAAACGGGGAAAGGAGCAGAGAGAGAGAGAGAGAGAGAGAGAGAAAACGUUGCUGUUUCAGGGAAUUGGCCCAGGUGAAUAUACUUAACAUGAUAGUCCCCCCCACCAUUGUGAUGUUCUUGAAGAUAAAGCUUAUGCUGGGUACUUUGUGAGUAGGGAUUGUCUUUCGGUCACACCCUCGUGGCUGGUUGAGUUGUGUUAAACUGAAUCAAUCCUGCUAUUUCUAUUCCAACAGAGGUAGACAGCUUGAUCCUAUAAUUCAGGACUGGCAAAACUCCUUACCUGGCUGCUUGCGACAAGAAUCUCCUCUGUUUGUCCAUGGAGGGAGGCUUUUGUAAAUACAAGAGCUUUCUUUUUCUUUCAUGCACUGUGCCACAAAUGACUAAUAUAGGUAGGUGUGUGUGCGGUCAGGCUAGUAACACUUGUGGCUUUUAAUCAUAAGUCAACUACAGGUUCACUUUAGCAGCUGUAGAGCAAAUAAUAGUUUGCAAUUUGAGACGCAUAUGGGAAGAGUAAUUGAUCUCUUGCCAUAGUGAGUAUGGCAUUUUGUGUUGGGUCAUUUGUGGGUCUGUUUUCAAUAUCAACAUGUAAUAUGCCUAUUGAAGCAACCUUAGGUUGACAAUCUGUUUCCAGCUUCAGACUAGCUAGCUUGGCAGGAAUGUAUGAAUUCAGAGUUACUGCUGAUAGAAAUUGUUGUAAGUUUAGCUGGAGUUACUAGAUUGUUACACAAGUUAUUGCUUGUAAACAGAAAAAUUGGAACUGAGGAAGCUGCCUUAUACUGAGUCAGAUCAUUGCUCUGUCUAGCACAGUAGUGUAUACAUUGACUGGCAGUGGGGUCUUGCAGGUUUUCAUAUAAAGGACAUUUCCAGACCUACCUGGAGUUGCUGAGGACUGACCUUGCAAACUGUAGGACACAAAACAGAUGCUUUACCAUUGCCUUAUGGCCUGUCCUGUAGGCUGUUCAACUUGAAAUUCUUAUCUGUGUUUCUGUGGUUCAGUAUAGGAUGUACAAGUCUCAGAAAUGACUUAACAACUGCUCAUUGUCAUUCUUUGAGAUACCUUCUCUGAAUAGAAAUCAACCAAGUUUAUUUUAGGUCUCUGGCUAUUUCUGCGUGUUUUCAUAAGAAGUGGGGAAAUUUUUAGGAAGCUCUAAGUUGGACAUCCUGAGAACCCUAGAUCCCAGUGCAACCUAAGUCAGUACAGGAGUGUUUCCCACAAUCUUGUAAAGACUGUACAGUGGUACCGCAGGUUACAAACACUUCGGGUUACAGACUCCGCUAACCUGGAAGUAGUACCUCUGGUUAAGAACUUUACCUCAGGAUGAGAACAGAAAUCACAUGAUGGCGCAGCAACAGCGAGAGGCCCCAUUAGAUAAGUGGUACCUCAGGUUAAGAACGGACCUCCAGAACAAAUUAAGUUCUUAACCAGAGGUACCACUGGACUCAGAUACACUGUCCCAGCACAUUAGAGCUACAUUGGGCACUUCUGGCAAUGCAACUGAUUCUGGGAGAAGUCCAAGAAAGAGCAUAUCAGUUGAACCUUCCAACCCUGGUGAGAAAAUGUGCAUAGAAAUUUGCUGCAAGCAGAAAAGAUUGCUGGUUGUGAGAUUUUGGGGGGAUAUAUUUUAAAAGUGAACCCUCCACCAAUAUUUUAAUGAAAGUAUGUAAAACACUUAUUUUGUGAUUAAACUGUUUAUAAACUUUUCUAAAUAAAUGACUGAAACAUAGUUUGUUCUUUAAAGUGAGAUUGUUUACUUAUUUAAAUUAAAAGAUAAAGAGCCCUAACAGUCAUCUGAUGCUGUGACAUUAACAUUGGAUUUGAAUUUCUGAAUUCAUUGUUUAGUAUUGCAUUUAUAGAUGGGUAAGUUCCUGGAUUCAGAAAGUGUUUCACUUUCUGGCUGAGCCAAACUAAGUGAAGGCCAUGUGAACGAAUCACCAUUUCCACUCAUUCCCUCUUUGCUUGGUUUGUGAUAUGCAGUAUUGCAGGGGUCAGGAGUUCUGUGUCACAUUUGUGUAUCCCUCCAACAUCGUUCCUGGCUUGAACUUAAGCAAUUAGACUGCAUUGCAGGGUUGGAUUGAGACACAGGAAGCAUGCACAACCACUGAUCUAAUGGCCCAGCAUACUGUUUUGAUGCUGAGGAGUGGAAACAGGGUCCCAUAUACGUCCCUCUGUGUGCAGGUGCUGUGCCUGAACAAGUAUGAAUUAUGUCUGGAUGGUUUCCUAUCUCUUGGUGUCAUUGCUUGGAGUGCAGUUCAGAAACUGAACUUUGUGAGUUGACAUUCAUUGUCAAUAUAUCUUCAGCAUGAACAAGCAUAAUGCAGAAUGUGGUGUGUAUGCCUCUCUGGAUUGUGGCCUGUUUCUUACAAUGUUUGUAGAGCUUUCAGGUAUUUAAAGCACUUCACAUUUAUUAACUUGUAAUCCUUACAACAACCUUGUAAUAUUACAGUAUUAUUAUCCUCUUUAAAGCAGAUAGAGUGUGGUGGUGGGGGUGAAGUAGGUGACUAAGGCUGAGAGACUGGCUUGUUUAAGGCCACCUAGUGAGGUUAUUCCAGAGGAGAGAAUUGAACUAGGGAUAUUUGAUUACUGAUAGCUCAGUCUCUUAGUCAUUAUGCCUAACUAAUUGUAGCUGACACUUGUCGAGUAUUUAUUGUACAGGUGUGCCCUUUAGUUCUCUGUAUGAAUGUGCAUUAAGAUGUAGCAGUAUCAGAGAAGUAAAGUUUCGUAAGCCACAGACAUAACACUAGUUCUCCACAGUCAAAACUCCUAGAGGGUGCUGCAGCCUUCAUUGGAGCGGUGUGCAGAGUCAAAGUGCUUGCUCGUGUGUGUCACAAUAUGUUAUGUACUGAUAAUGGGUACAUAAUUUAGCUAAAUAGACAAUUUUGUUGCUAAAUUAAUCCUGUGAUUUGUUGAUUAUAUUAUAGGGAUGUCCACACACUCACCAGCAGCCACCUGCAAUAUAGAGAUAUACUCACCUUCCUUAAAGAAUGGUUGCAUGGGUUACUAAAAUGUACUUGAAAAGUUUUGUUAGACACAUGGAGUUACUACAUCCACAUGAUCACACUGGGGAUUUCAGAUUCCUACAUCUGAGUAAUUGCCUUCCUUUUAAAUUUACAAUUUUCUGAUUUACCUGUAUAUUCUACUGAAUUCAGUAAUGCUUACUCCAGAUUGGUGUGCAUAGUUUGUAAAACAUUGUAGCUUCAAUUCAGUAACAUAUUUUUGCAAUUUAUAUUGUUCCCACUCUGUGCUACAUUGUACAAAUUUGUUUUAUCAUUUGUACAGCAAUCCUAUACUGUAUACACAUGACUAUGUCUAAGGCCCAUUGAACUAACUGGGACUUCCAACUGGGUUGUGCUGUAAUCAUUUUAAUUUCAUACCCUUAAUUUAAGGGGUGGGAACUAGGAACCCUUUUUCUAUGGCAUAAAAACAUUUAAAAUGUUACAUUCCUUUCUCACUUUCUUGUCUUGUAUCAUCAGUUAAAAAUCCAAUAGGUAGUGUAGCAGUGAGAAAUUAAUGUAAGCAAACUUGAGUUGGCGAUGUAGUGGUAUGGCAGAACGGACUGUCUAGGCAUACUUUUUUAAUAACAGUACAAAGCUGAAAAUGAAUGAACUGCAGCUAAAAUCUUAUAUUCAUUUUUCACAUGGUCGCGUCCUCAUUUGAAGACUGCAAAAAACAAAGCCAUGCUUCCUCUGCCUGCCCCCCUAAUAUUCUUAAGAGGGUCUCUUCUCCAGUCUUUAGAGAGUGGCUGGAAGUGGGGAGGCAGAAGAAAGGUCCUCCUUUCCUUCCACUCUGCAGUUUUAAUCUGAAAUUUUAGGAGCAGUACUGCACCCAGAGCUCAAAAACUGCUCAUGCUAAUGAAAUUCCAUUUUGCAAAACAUGCCUAGAACAAUGGGAGGUUCGAACGCUGUUCGCAUCAUCAAAUUCUGUUGAAUUGGAAUGUCACCCAGAGGGUUCAGUUUUUUAGCCUAAGUGUUUCUUGUGCUGCUAUCUGAUUUGUGUGUGUUAAGAGCUGUCAAGUUGCUUUAAAUUCAGUAGAUAACCUAAUAUGUGUAAUAUUUGUGAUGGGUGUAGACUGUUUUUGACAACAUCUGUUAUCUUCAUAGAGCCGCCGCCGUUCUGUGGUGUGCAGGAUUCUGCUUUGUCUGGAAUUUGAAGUAUUUGUCACAUACUGACCUAGUUUAUUUAGAAAAUGGAUAAGCCACUUAAUCAAAGAGUGUUCUCUGGGUUUGGGUGUAUUGUUCCUGGUCCAACAAAGUAUAGCUUGCUGGAGUGGAAAAGAGCAACAAACUUAAAUAAGUGCUUCCUUAUCACAACCUCCAGUGGAGACUGUUUUGUUAAAUCACAGUUUCUCCAUUACAUUGCAACAGGAAGACUGGUUUUAACAAACCAGAAAAACUCUGUUUUGCAGCUGGGAAUGAGAGAGGAGGAUAUGGGGGAAGGAAUGCUCUUGCUCAUUGCUUGUUGCAAGAAUAUGGACCAAAAAGUGUUAAGUGUGAGCUGGGUCAGUGUGCCUUUUGCUUGGAUGCUGUCUUGUACCUUCUUGUGGAACAGAGUGCUUUUUUUGCCCACUUCUGCCAAUAAGUAACAGAACCUUUCAGAAAGGUGCCCAGAAAAUUUAUUAGUCCAUUAGAAACAUUACCCAUGCUAUUGGCAUGUACCUCUGGACUGCAAAGCAUCUUGAACAGUGAGUCUGAUAUGUUUUGUCUUAAAGGAGUUGUACAUAUUUAUUUAUACUGAGAAACAAUUGUCCAAAGAGAAAGAUAAAACAACAAGCUCAAAUCAUUUUUUUAUUUUUUAUUGAUUACACUUUAUAGCCCACCUUUCCCCCCAAGAAGUUCGUGGUGCACAUAGUUUUCCCUCCCCAACUUAUCCACACAAUAAAUUUGUGAGGUAGGUUAGACUGAGAUACAGUGACUGGCCCAAGGUCACCCAAUGAAAUUCAUGGCCGAGUAGGGAUUUGAACUCUGGUCUCCCACGUCAUAGUUCAACACUCUAACCAUUAUAAUACACUUGCCCUUAAAAGAAGGCAGGUCCUUCUUUUAGGUCCCACUGCAUUCAGGUAAGUGUGAGGACUGCUGCCUCAGAGUAAGUCCUCAAUGAGACUUACUUCUGAAUAGACAUAUUAUAUAUGUGUAAGUCUUGUUACCAGAUGGACAAUGAACUGAUGAAAGGUGAAUGUGAAAAUAGAACGUUAGUAAAAUUUGCAAGUGUCACGUAACUUCAAGAAAAAAGGUGACUAUUUUGCAGUGAUUCUCAGUUAGUUUAGCUUAAAGUAAUUUGCAGUAACAAAGUUGUUGAUGACAACAAUUUGUAGGUCACUAUUUGAUCUUAGUUUAAUGAACCUGCUGAGCCUGAAACCCUUGACUUCAUUUGUGUCCAUGAAGUUAUGGGUAGAGUGGAUGACUUGUAAAUACCACCUUUAUCCUAGAAGGGGAUGGAGUAACAAAACAUCAGUGCUUAACAGGAUUGCUGUCCUUGGGUAGAUUAGGAGCAGAGCAUUGCAUUAAUGAUAAAUUAGCAGAGUUUUGUCUUCUGUCCCCUGCAACUCUUCUCUCUGCUAAAAUGUGCUAUUAUGCCUCUUGCAUAUUGCAAUAACUUUUCUGGGUUUAAAAGUAAACCUACAUAUGUUGUUAUUACAAAUUGGAAUGUGACUGCUUUAGUGAACUAACCAAUUAAGUGUUGAUCAAGACUUUUAAAGCAUUAACAUUGUAAGAAUAACAAAGAAAAUCACCAAUGAGUUGGAUACCUAUGCUAAUUACAAAAAAACAAAGACUGUUGUUAAUGCCUUCCUACAUAACACUAAGCAACAGUUUGUUUAAGAGUUGUCUCAUAGAUGAGCAAACAAGUCAUGACUUGCUUUUCCAGAGCUUGGUUUAUUUUCCUGCCACUGUUGCUUUUGUAGCUUGGUGUUUGGGGUUGGAUGGCUAAACCAACCACUCAAAGUAGUUGACAGUUUUAAAAAAUGGCUUAUGAUCCAAUAUGAUACAAAAAGAAAAAUAAUGAGGAAGAAAGAAGAAAACAAGCAAAUUCAAGCACCAGAGCUUUCGUAAUGGUACAUAAUGAAGUUUCAUGCAGAGAGGUGGUAUGUUGGAGACAGUUCAGGAGUGUGGGAGGUAGAGCCAAAUGGCUGCUGAUCCCAGCCUGGCUGUUGUGCCAGGAUGGUAUGUCUAAAAAAAGCUACAUGGAAAACUUUAUGUAUGUAUAUGUUUAAUAGGGGAUUCCAGCAAGUGUUUGCACGUGUGCCUGGUGUUCUUGAAUUGAUAUCGUGUUUAACUGUUCUUGAAUUGAUAUCAUGUUUAACUGUUGUGUCAUUGUAAAAUGUUUUGAAUGCCUAUAUUCUUUUGCCUGUGCCUUUUGCAAUAAGACAGGCAUGAUAACUUCCUGUCAGUAUGAAAAUUUAAGUGAGCAGAUGGUGCCUGGAGAUUUGCAGCAGUGUCGCUAGAAGAGUUUCAGUCAUUAAGCAGUUAGUAUAGCUGUUUAACUCAUUAGUUAAGGCUCAUUAAUGGGUAGUUGACAAUAAAAAUGUAGUAAGCAGGUAGUUUACCUAUUUCCAGCAGAGUCUGGACAAGAUUCUCAUGUUCACACUUGUAUAGCUUGAGUAAGAAGCAUGAACUGAAGCAAAUAGGGAUUGAUGUACUCUGAGGAUGUGUCUUAAGCCUUUGGAGGAAGGGAAGCUGAUUAGAGUGGUCUUCUUCCCUAGGCCCCUGCACUGCAGUUUGAUUAGUUAAGGUAGAUAAUCCCCACCCCUGCAUCUCUCUAACCACAGAGUAAUAGAUUGCUGUGGUGAUGAGUCAUGCUUGUGUUUUAACUGCUGUUACUUGAAUGCUCUGGCAGUUCUAUUCCUUUUCACUUAUCUAGUUUGAACUGUGUUAAAACUGUGUUUGCUUUCAUGCUCUGAAUGAAUCUUCUAGAAAACUCAUUGUACUUGUUUUUCCCCUCAGUAUGUUGCAGGUUCCACAGAAUCUGAGCUGAACAGAUACUUCAGGGAAACGCAGUAAAAGUAACGGAUUUGGAUUCCACCUUUGUGCAGGAAUUGUACAGAGAAAUAGUGUUCUUCCUUAACCAAACUUUUACUAGGUGCACAUGAUUUCUUAGAACAGUUGUGCCUGUUAGAAAUUAGUCAUAUGCAGGCUGAGAGCAAGUGGGAUAAGAAAGGUUGUUUCUCAACAUUCUGUGUCCUUGGUCUUCAUGGCCUUCAGUGUGUUGGUGGUGAAGCUGAUUCACUUUCUUGGGAUAGGUGGUUGUGGUUGGAAGUGAUCUCUAUGUUCUUCCCAAUCAUAACUCUGGCAAAGUGGGAUUUGUCAUGACAGGGGUCCCCAGAGUGUCUUUAUUAAUUUCUUUAGAAAUUUUUAUAGAUUUCCUUAGAAGAAUUUACAUGGCUUAAUAAGAAAACUCUUAAGCUGCCAACAUUGCCACUAUUUUUGUAUGCGCAAAUGCUACGGGAUAUCUGUUUAAAAAAUGGUAGCUGUCACCUGCCUGACAUUGUGGCUUGGAGUUGGUGAGUAGGAUAUUUGCGGUUUUAGCAACAGCACAGAAGAACUAGAAUGAGAAUGUUGAAGGUAUAAGCAGCAUUCAAAAUUAGCUAGGUGCUAGUUGCAUUUUAAGACAGGCUGCUGGCCUUUUGCGAGGCAAUGAAGAUGUCCGGGUGCCAAGUUUGGUGCCUAACAUCUCCAUCUGGCUGGCUGGCAUGAGCAAUCAGUUGGUCUGCAGAGCAGCAGGCCUGCUGCACAAAUCAGCUAAUCUGUGGGGUAGCAGUGUCCCAUAGAUCACCUGGCUUACACAGCAGAAAAGAGGCAUACCUUUUGGUACUGUGAGCCAGGUGAAUCUCCUCACCUGGCCAGCUGCUCCAGCUCCUCAGCCUCCAGUGGCUCCACUUCAUCCAGGAGGCUUGUAUUCUCCUUGACUCCCUCUACUGCUGAAUUGUCUGCUGGCACUAGGCUGCUUCCUGUUGUGCUGUUUUCGCUCAACAGAGGCUGCUUGGGCCUGGCCUUGUUUGGGCAAGCCCUGCAGCAGACAGUUGCUCCUGGUGGUGGCAGGGGAUGGCAGCAAAGUCAGCCAAGAAACCUUUUAGGGCUGCCGCCUGGAGCUCCACUGGCACUGUGGAUGUGGAGCUGCUUGUUCUGCUUCUCCAGCUGCCUCUCCAGCUCCUGCACUUGGGCAUCGGGUUCACAUUGGAGUUAAUGUCCUCCAUGGUGCCCCAUGACUCUACCCAACCCCAUGACCCUCUCUGCUGCUUCCUUCUCGUCCCCCUAUUCUUCCUCCCUCCCUUUCUCACCAUUGCCUUCUGUACUCCAACAGUUUCAGAGUUAAGGCUGGGCGGGGGGGGACUUAGUUUCAAAUUGUUUGUUUUGCCUAUUAGUUCUGUUUUGUGAUGUUGCAGGUGGAGCAGAGGCCUAGGCCUUCCUUGAGGGAUUUCUUGUAGAUCUCUGUUUUCUCUUUGACCCAAUGCUUUAUUCUCUUUCUUAGGUUAGAUCUGGUACGAAAACAUUUACAGUGGUACCUCGGGUUAAGAACUUAAUUUGUUCUGGAGGUCCGUUCUUAACCUGAAACUGUUCUUAACCUGAGGUACCACUUUAUCUAAUGGGGCCUCCUGCUGCCGCUACGCCGCCGCCGCACGAUUUCUGUUCUUAUCCUGAAGCAAAGUUCUUAACCUGAGGUGCUAUUUCUGGGUUCUGUAACCUGAAGUGUCUGUAACCCAAGGUGCCACUGUAUUUGAACCAGAACAAAGAAGCAAGCAAUUUUGGGCACAUGGUGAUAUUAAGUGCGUAGGCUUUUGCUGGCAGAUGCUUAGCCUGUCUUGUGUCAAGUAAAUAUAUAUCUCCUAUUUCAGAUCUGGUGUUGAGCAUACUUUGCAAGUUUCCAUUUUAGUUUAAAGAAAAAUCUCCCUGCUAUUUGAUGUCCCUAAAGUCUAUGGAUCAACUUUUGUGAAACCCAAAGUUUCUGAUCUUUUCAGAAUUAAAUACAUACUGUUUUAUAGAAAACAUUUUAAUGGAAACAAGCAAUGCUGAAAAGUGCCCAGAUGAUAUGGAAAUAACUCAUUUUGUAGUGAUUAUGUAAAGAGGGAGGAAAAGGCUAUCUGAGAUGAAUGGGGAGGAGAUUCUCACCUAAUUUACAUGUAGGAUAACUGCUGGGUGUUCUGAUUCUGCCCUGUGCUGUGUUAAUGUCCUUUGUGGAGAAAUCCUCAUAUGUGUGAGAGCAAAGGUCCUGCUGCUUUUGUUUUGUGAGUCAGUUCAUAGUUCUAUGUUAGCACUGAGGCAGGAGGCAGAAAAUUGUAUCAGCUAUUUCUGGAAGGUAGGAUGAGGGGAGCAAGGAGUCCAGCUUAAAUAUGGCAUGAAAUGUUGCAUUUGUGUACUGUAUGUGUGUUAAGCUUUAGUUCCACCAAAGAGAGUAAGAGAGAUUCUCUCAUAAAGUUAAGAGACAUAAUACAUUUAUUUGGGUAUGUGUGUGACUCUGCAGGGUGGCAUUGCAUCCUGGCGCCAUUACGCCUUAGGGAGAAUAAAUGGAACCAGGCUGUAAACUGUUCUACCCUUUUGCAUUAGCUUCUCAUCAUCAGAGCUAUAAUUUAUUGUUCACUGAUCUGUGUCUUCAAUUAACCAAUAUUGACACAGCUGAACCUUCCAUUAAGGAAUGAAUAUUCACUGAGAAGCUUGAAUGUGGCAACUACUGGGCUAGUUUGGAUUAUCUCCAUAUCUGUAAGCCUACACUGGCCCUGUUUAGCAGCUGUGUAACCAAACCAAUGAUCUGAACCAUACUGUGAUGCUCAGUCAAAUGACAGAUUUCUAAUAGUACAGGUAUAAGCCCUUGCAUUUACAGACAAAUGUGUGUUUUGGGGGCUCAUCUGCUGUAAACAUUGGUUGGAAUAAAAAUAUCAAAAUAUAGGCCUUAUUAUAGGGAAGGCGUCUGAGAGUGAGCAGUCAUAUUGGAUGGUGCUGCUCAUGUUCUUGUGGAAGGACACAAUCUUCUUCUGAAGCUUAGGUGGGCAUCCUAUCUUGUUGAGCAGUGUGAAGAGUCCUUUUUGGCUGACGAGGUCAAAGACCUUUGUCAGGUCUAUGAAGACUAUAUACAAGGGCAUCUCAAUUUUCAGCAUUUUUCCUGCAGCUGGCGCAGUAAGAAAAUCAUGUCAAAGCCCCAUUGUGACUUUGGAUAGACCCUAGUAUGAUGAUGUGUGGAAUAAUGCUGUUUGCCCAUAUACAUAAAGAACGAAUUCAAAGUGUAGGUGCAAAAGGCAGCUAGAAUUAGGGUGUGGAAUGCAGGACCUGGAAAAUGGGUACAAACUAGGUGGGCUUUUUUUUUUUUUUUUUUUUUUUGGCGAUUCCUUGUGUGCCUGUGCACAGUCAAAAACUUUUGAGUGUUGGCUUGCAAUUCUUGAACUGUUUGAUCUAUUAAUAUGUCUAACCCAAUAUGCUGUCGUGUGUUGUGCUGUUGCCUCCAGAUGCAAAAUGGACAUUGUGGCCUUUUCACUAUUAUUUUGCACUAUAAAGACUUUCAAAUGAGAAUAAAUUAAAUGCCAGCAUCUGCAUUGUAUUUGUAGAAGCACUUUGGUGUCCAUCUAAGUAAGUUUCCGAAUGAGAGUACCUUUGGGAAAUGUGCAGGUUAAGUCACAUAGGAAGCUCCUUGAUCUUGUGUCUUGUACAUACUGACUGGCAGCAGCAAUAUUUCAGACCAGGAGUUUUCCCAGACCUACCAUAUAAUAAUGGGGAAAAAUGUUUUCACCUUUGAUGCACAGUGGAGAGCAUACUUGACUGUAGACAGAUUGCUCUCAUGUAUAAACAUGCAGCCACCAACAGUAAGGAGGAGAGCACAAUUGUUUGAUGGCUAAGAUGUGAGGUAUACAAGAUGAUCCUCAAACUUUGAUUAUAUAAAUGACAACCGGGGGGGGGGGGAGUGCAUCAUGGAUUACUGCAAACUGAUGCAAAAGUAAUACAUGUUGCAAACUGAACAAGUGCAUAGAUGCUUUCAACAUUACUGCCAUAACUUUCAACAUUACUGCCAUUGUGGUCAGAACAACAAACCUGUCAAAUGUUAAUGUUACCGUUGCCUUUGGCUUACUAAUGACAUUGAUAUUCUGACCACAAUAAUUUCACAUGCUCUUGAAGAAGGAAUGCAAAAUGCAGUCAAUUAGGAAACCUGCAAAGGUUGAGCAGGCAGAACAGUGCAAUACUGAGUUGGUCUAUGUACAGGGAUUUUAUAACUCACAGCAAAUCUUAAUGAUAUAUGUGGUUGUUUGGAUUUGAGAGUUUUUGUUUGAGAAAUAUAAGUGAUAUGAUCAUGUAUCCUCACAAUUCCAGCUAAUGAAUGAGUUGAGAAUCCAAGUAUCUUCCAAAGUGAAAGUAUUGACUACUAAUGUCUCUCCUUUUUUGCUGAAGGAUGCACUUGCACGGACCUUUUGUUGAGUGUGCGGUGCAGGUUGUCAUGACGAUUUGGGCACUUUUCAGUGAUUGAUGGAUCCACUGAUUUCUGUACAAAGUGUGCUGUGCAGAGGUGUUGAACAGGACAAGAUCGGUCAUUUCUGAGUUAGUUAGAUAUAUUGACAGUUUCUCCAGUAAGAUGGCAGCUGACAGGCAUAAUAUGCAAGCACUUGUUAAGACAUAGCUGCUACUUACUUCACAAAUUUGUGGUUACUGUGCUCAGCAGAACUCAGCAAGAGGCUUCCCCCUUGUGUUGGCUUAAAUUUAUUAAACAUUUAUACACAGUUAAAUAAUAUUUGUAUUUUGAAAAGCAGUUCACAAACUAGGAUAACAGUGAAACUCAUAACAUGCAAUCUAUGAGCAAGAUGAAGGCAGCACAGGAGCAAAGUCAUUUAAUGAUCAAAGGCCAGUAGAAGCAAAAGUGUUAUUUAGCAGGGAAGAUAUUGUGUGGUGUUUUCUUGGCAGAGGAUCCACAAAAUUGGGUCUGCAACAGGGGAGGUCCUACUUCUAGUGGAUGUUAGCCUCGUGCAGUGGAAUUCAUUAGAAUAUCUUAUGUACUGGUGGAUUUGUAUGGGAGAAGAUGUUCUCUGACAAAAUCAGAUUAAAUCCAAUUGACAGCUAGUGCUAAUAUUUCAAAACAGGUUAUAUAUGUGCACCUGGAUCUACAUGUGAAUAUCUGUCUAUACCUGCUAACAUGCAGGCUGCCACUAGCUAAUGUUUCUAAAUCAUUUUGAAAAAGCAGCUCUGGUACUGGCCAGCUCUUCUAUCUUUUUAGCAGAAUUACGGUAGAUGCUAAUGGCUUUGGGUUUUCUCUCUUUUCCUGUAACACUGUGGCUGGUUUAGCUUGAUGGGCCAUCUAGAGUAGUUUGCUUUGUAUGUCUCUUUCUGCACAAUUCAUGCUCUCCAAUUAUGCUGUGGGUUGCCAAUAGAGUUUAAUAGACUUCAGCUGCCUGUUGGUUCCUGCAUGAUUAUUCUUUGUAGUUCAGCGUGCUGGGGUUGUCUUGGAUCUGCACUAUGAUGUUGAUCAGGACUGCUGCUCAUUGGCCAAAGACUCUGGGUUGAUUGAAGGAAGGAGUCCAGAUAGUAUACUUGCAUGCUUUCAAUUCCACUUACUGACAACUGCUGUGUGCUGAACCCAUGGGGUUCAUAUUUAAACCACAGUAAGAGUAAAUGUAUGUAACUAAUGUCAAGCCAAGAAGUAUAUCUUACUGGUGAGGGGGUAGUAUUAGGGGGCAGGAGGGAGGGAGCUGCUUGGCAUCCAUGUUGUAUCUCCUGAUAUUCUAACCAGAAUAGAAUAUAGAAUUGUAGAUUUGGAAGGGCUCAUGGGGCUCAUGUAAUCCAGCUGCUUGCAAUGCAGGAAUCUUUUGCCCAACAUGGUGCUUUAACCCUGUCUCAUGCUCUACCAACUGAACUAUCAUAGCAUAGUCCUUUGGGAUUCCUGCUAACUGAGCUCUUUUUAAAAGUUCUGUUCACUUUUUAAAAAAUGAAGCAAAUGGCUUAUCUCAAAGCAGUUACAGAUGUUGCAGUUCUUAGUAGGAGGGAGCCAAUCCAGGUGGACUUGUACAAUGAAAAUGCUGACCGAGGAAAAAAAUUCCUCCCUCUAGCUCAAAUGUAUGAAAAAUCUCGUUUCAUAGCAAGACUUUGCAAAGGAAAGCCAGAGCAAGACAUUACUAAAAGCAAAAGCAUAAUUAGUUAUGCUCAGUGUAACAGCCGUGAAAACUGUGCUGGGGACACUUUUCAACUUCAGUCUUCUUGCUUGCAUGAGUCUACUCUGUUCCUCCUACUAAAGGAGUGUCAGUGCUAAUGCUGGGGCUGAUGGGAGUUGUAGUCCAAACAUCUGAGGGUACCAAGCAGGCAAAGACCAGUCUAUGCUUAAAUGAAAUGAUCUGGUAGGGCUUUGAGACCAGUAAAAGGUGAACAGGAACUUCAGUUGGAAUUUCCAGUAUUUGCGGAUAUUUGAAGAGUAGCUAAGUUCUAAGGUCUCUAAAACAGUAGUUAUUGCUGUAAAUAGAUGGUAGGGAGCAAUCAGUGGGAUAUAAGUAUAUGUUAUAGUCUGUCUUUCCUUGUGCAGUCUAAGGCAGUUAACACAAUAAUAAAAUGCCACAAACAAAAAACACCAUUAACAAUGAACCACUUAGAAUAGCUCAAUUGGGAGUGUGGCGCUAAUUAUGCUGCGGUUGCAGGUUUGAUCCCUGAAAGGGCAGCUGCAUAUUCCUGCAUUGCAGGGGGUUGUGCUAGAUGAUCUUCGGGGUCUCCUCCAACUCUAUGAUUCUGAAAAACGGCAGCAAUAACAAUGGAAUAGAUUUGUACGAGUAUAAUAAGGCUGAGCUGUACGACCCAUCCUUGGGAAAAGGUAUUGACGCAGCAGCGGAAGGCUGAUGAGAGCUCCCUAGGCAGGGAGUUCUGAGUCUAGGCACAACAACAAAGAAAUGUGGACUUGGAGCAGACAAGAGGGUCCCUCUGUUGAUGAUCUUAAUGAGCCAGGCAGGCUCACAUAUGGAGAGGAGGUCCUUCAGAUAUCUUGCUCAUAAAUCAGAAGACUUUAAAGGUCACACAUAACCAGGCUUUUCAGUUAGCCUGGAAACAAAUAAGAGAGCUGGUGCAGCAGUUUCAACAGUGAGGUUAAUCAGCUACCUGGCUGCCACGUUUUGAACAAGCUACAGCUGCUGGACACUUUCAAAAGCAGUCCCACAUACAAUGUAUUUUCUUUGCAUGCAGACCACCAAUACAACGGUCCAUUAAUUUCAAUGUGUUUACCCUGAAUAUUAUUUUGUAAGGUUUAAAAACCAAAUUCUAGUUAUUUUUUAAAUAGCCCAUUCAAGUCUGAAAUCGGCCUUAAUAGUAGUUAAUGGGUGUUGAGAAGGUACUGAGAUGAGAGUAAGCGUCAAAGUUUUAAAAGUAUGGGCAAUCUACUUCCACCAUCUGCUUUUACAAGGGAUGAUUAUUGUUGUGCCAUCUAAGGGACUACCAUGCCUCUACCCACUACUUCAUUAGUGUUCCAGUAGUGUAAGGUGCUCACAAACAAAUUAGUUGGGUUGUUCUUGGCACUUAAAUGAAAUGUGAACCCUUUUAGACAUAGGCAAGGCAAGUGUUGCUUCAUCAUUGUGAGAUUUUCUAGAAUCCUGUGGCUUCUGGCCACAUGAAGUCUCAGCUGAGGGUCCCUCUGGGACUUCCACCAGAAGGUUGCCAAGCUGUUAUUGCAUUACCUUGUGCUCUGCUUCCUUUGUGGCCUUGGCUGAAUUUUUUGGGGCAAUUUGGACAAUGACUUUUUGUUGGAAGUGCCUUGUCAGUCACUUGGAUGUGCGUAGCUUGCGUCAAAGUCUCUUUUCUAAUUAAACUUUGCUUUUUAAAAUAUUUGAUUUAGGCUGGCUUUUAAACUAAUUAAUUUUAAAAAUAAAGUCUGGUGGCAUCUUAAAGGCUAAUGGAAUAAUAAAAGCUUUCAUGAACAAUCUACCAACUGAGGAUAACAUUUCACACAUGUGCUGGAGCGGGCCAUGGCCCGCAAAAGCUUCUGCCACAUAGAUUCUGUUGGUCUUUGCAAUGCCACAAUAGACGAACACACCUGCCUUUUGAUAAUCUGUCACUAUGAUUAAUUUAACGUAGGCUUAAUGAAUGCAACAGCUCAAUGACUGCAUCUUUUGGGUGAUCUUGAAGGAAGCGGACCACAGCCUUCUGCUGUGGAGAACUUAGUAGCAAGCAAGCAAGCUGCUACUUGUUGCUGGAAGGGAUAAGUAUUCUUCCUUUUCAACAAAUUUACCAAAAUGUUACCUAUUUGUAAUAGGGCAUAAAGGUUGCCAGCCUGUCCCCAGAAGUGCCCUAACCCAUAAAAGUAUGCCAAAAUACAGUCAUACCUCCGUUUACGUAACACCCUGGUUACGUAAACUUCGGGAUGCAUGCGCGGCAAACCCGGAAGUAUUUUACCGGGUUUCACCGCAUGCGCAGAAGCAACCCUCAGGUUGCGGAACAUCAGGAUUCGACUGGACCUCCGGAAUGGAUCCUGUCUGCAACCGGAGGUACCACUGUAUCUUGUGUAAAUUAAUAUGCCUGUUUAUUCUAGUUGGGGGUUUAUUUGGACAGGGAUGCGGGUGGCGCUGUGGGUUAAACCACAGAGCCUAGGACUUGCCGAUCAGAAGGUUGGUGGUUCGAAUCCCCACAAUGGGGUGAGCUCCCGUUGCUGGGUCCCUGCUCCUGCCAACCUAGCAGUUCGAAAGCACGUCCAGCUGCAAGUAGAUAAAUAAGAACCGCUCCGGCAGGAAGGUAAACGGCGUUUCCGUGCGCUGCUCUGGUUCGCCAGAAGCGGCUUAGUCAUGCUGGCCACAUGACCCUGAAGCUGUAUGCUGGCUACCUUGGCCAAUAAAGUGAGAUGAGCGCCACAACCCCAGAGUCGGCCACGACUGGACCUAAUGGUCAGGGGUCCCUUUACCUUUACCUAAUGCAUGAGACAUUCUAAAUUUCAAAGAAAAUAAUUCAGCCAUCUGUAUUAAGGAAGAUGAACUAUGAUUCCAGUUGAACGCUGCCAACUUCUGUUAUUUUUAUUUAUCAGAAGGAAAGAAGACAAUCAUAGGGUUGGAAGGGACCACAAGGGUUUUCUAAUCCAACCACCUGCAAUGCAGGAAUCUUUUGCCCAAUGUGGAGCUUGAACCCAUUAUCCUGAGAUAUCCAUGCUCGUACCAACUGAGCUAUCCUGGGUUAUGUGAAACAUUUUUAUCCUGCUGUUCACCCAAAAAGGUUUCUAGAGCAGCUUAUAGAUCUGUAAAAAAGACACAUUUACAGUCUAAAAGGUCUGGUGCUAGAAAAAAAAAUUACGUGGAGGAAUGUUAGGAAGACUGAAGCUCAAGUUCAGGGGUGACGAACCUUUUUCAUCCAGAGAGACACAUUCCCUAGGGGAUAUAUGCCAGUGGUGGGUAGAAUCAGAGGCAAAAGUGGGCAUAUCAAUUGGGUUUUUGUAUCAUAGGGAACAGCACAAAAGCCACCCACUCUUGCAUUUCUCCGCAAAACUCAUUGGUGAGCCAUAAUGCUUUAGAACAGGGAUGUCCCAACAGGUUGAUCACGAUCUACUUGUAGAUCCCCAGGAGGUUUUGGUCAAUCGUGAAUCCGGCCCCGGCCCCUCGCCCUGCCCUCCGUUGUUGCACAAUCUGCAGAACGGAAGGAAAAAAAAAGUUCAACUUUGACCUGAACCCCCCAAAAAGGGAUUUGACCACUGCCAGUUUUUAAUUCUGUGAGUAGAUCGCAGUCUCUGGGGACUUGGCCACCACUGCUUUAGAGAAACAAUGUGAGUUCAUGAUUCCUUCUUGAGACCAUUGCUAUGUGACUUCAGUAAAGUUACUAGGAUCAGUAAGCAUGCAUUGCUUAGGGUCUUGAAGAAUCAUCCAAGUUGCAUCUCAGUCAGUGUAAAAUCAGUAGAGGACAUUUGGCUUCAUUCUUCCUUGCCCUUGCUUUUCUUGAGGGAAAUCCCAACAUUUUUUAACAAAAUUGGGGAGGGGGCACUAAAAUUUGUUUCUCGCCUCUCUGCUUUGUCUUCUUGUCCCCCUUUUCCUUGAGUGUUACAGUUCAAAUAACCUAAAUCCCCAGCUGUGCAUACCAUGAUGGUGAUGGACAUUUUAGGAAGCAAAUUUGACGGCAUCUUUUAUUGGGAUCCAGGAAAAAUCCAUUGUGGCUUGCUCUCAUUAUGAAUAUAGGGCAAUCUUUAUUGCAGUUCAAGGCUACAGGAGCAGGUCCCACUCACUAUAUCAGCAUUGCUCAAACUCUGCAUACCUGGAGCAUAAAUCUUUUAUUAGAAUUAAAACUGGAAGCACAUUUACAUUCGCAAAAAGUAUAAGAACUGACUAAAUCAGUUAGAAUAAAGGCAGUUCGUAAUCUUAAAGUAUGCUAAUGUUUAAUGCUUUGCCAGAAGAAGUUUUUAUUUCACCAAGAAAAUGAUAUUGUCACAGGAAGUCAAAGUUGAAGAAAAGAUUUUGGAAGAUAGAAGGGGAAAAAUAUUUACUUUCAUUAUUAUCAUUUUGGGUGUGGGUGUGUGGGUGUCUGCACAUAUGUGUGUUUUUGUAUGGAAUGUUUGGGAAGAAAUAAGACGGUAAAUAACAAAUAACAAACUAAAUAUUGAUGUAUGUGGUUUUUAUAUCUUGAUUGUAUUUGGUGGUAGUGUGGUUGUAUUGUUUUUGUGUUGCAUAGAAUCAUUCAAUAAAAAUUAUUUUUAAAAAAGAAAAAAGAAAAGAAAAUGACAUUGUCUUCAACGCAAUCCAAAUUUCAAUGCCAGAAAUGUUUGCCAGCUUAAUUGUCAUGUUCAAUGAGAAACAGAAAUUAAGCGGGCAUUUUAGCAGCUUCAUUUACAUGUCCCUUGUGAAGAAAACAUGAGCUGGUGUUUAGACUAACUCACCUUAACUUGGCAGGGCUAGAAACAUUCUGGGUGCUUGGUUGCUCAUGCCCUUCCACUGCUGAUGCGGAUGACUAUAAAUUUUAAAUUUGCACCUAGACCACUGAACAAGAUCUUAGGGCUAUAUAUAGGUAUCUGUUCCAUUGUUAAAAUUUAUUGCUGGUUUGGGGUAUAUGGCCAGUCGAGAUGUAUGAACAAAAUUAUGCUGAUAUUUUAAAAAAGAAAAAGCUUAGCUUGGCCAUGUAUCCUAGUAGACAGUGUUAGAUACUGAGAUAGGAAUGCUAGGAGUCAUGUGGCUACUGGGACCGAGGUUGUGGGCGCCAAAACAAAAUGUCUAGGUGCCAUUUUUUGAUGUUGUUGCCCUGCUACCAAUCCAGGCAGCCCUGCAAAAAACCCAAAAAACUGCAGGGAGAACUGGGGUUGCAGGGUAGCAUGGCAGCAAAAGAUGCAUUUUUUGCUAUCGCUCUACUCCGCCAAACAUCUGAUUCACCUGGCUGCGUGACAGCAAAAUAAAGACACAUCCUUUGCUGUUGCACUGAUGGGCAAAUCUGGUGUUUGGUGGGGGUAGUGCUGUGCAGAAAAAGACGUGCAUCUUUUGCUGCCGCUGUGCCCAGCAGAUCAGCUGACUGCACCUAGGCAGGUGGAGAUGUUAGGCGCCAAGGGUGGCUCCUGGACAUCUUCAUUCAGUUGCAAAAGGCCGGGUAAUUUCGAACACUUCUAGUAGAUGAGAAGGCAUAUGGCUAAAAUGCUUUGUUGCUGCCUUGCUUGGAAGAAGCAAAAAACAAUUCAGUAGGACCACUGUGGAUUAGAGCAGCCCUCUUUUUGUACACUCUUUGUGCUAAAUAGGCUUAUGGCAAACUGUUUUCAGAGAAGUGGACUCCUUUGUCGUUUAAAAAUACCACAUCCUGUUUGCUGGGAUAUGGAUCUCAUUGAAAGGCUAUAUAAAGCUUGUCUCUUUCCACCGACUGUGUAGACUGUAGAAAAUGAAAUGGUCUUCUCCUUUUUUCUUCCCCCCCAGAGCCUUAGCCAGUGUAAUAAAAUAGUGUAUUGCUUUUAGCUAUAGUGAUAUUGCUCAAUAGUGAUCCUGAUAUUUAUACUUAAGCUUUUACUGUUUGUAAGUUGUUAUGGAUGACCUCUGCCUGAAAAUGUGUCAUAUAUAUCUUCAUUUGUUUUUUGUUGACGCAGAAAGGGAUUGGAGCCUGUUUCCUGGUGAGGGUACUAGGAGGAUAAGCAAUGAGACAAAAAUAUUGUGCAUUGAGGCACCAAACAUAAAACAUCACUACUUGUGUGAUUGUUUGCUUACUUUAUUUAAAAAUCAUGUUAUUACUGUUAUUUUGGGUUCACUUUUCGACCCACAAUUACUGUCGGCCAAAGAUAACAUUUUUUAAAAAAAUCAGGCCUUGCCAUCUGGCUUAGAAACUAAAAAGAUAAAAGACACACAAGGAAGGUAGUGGAGAGCAAAGGUAGAGAAAGAAGAGCAAAUUAAUAACAAAGCAGGCACUUUUAUCCAGCUUGGGUGGGGCAGGUCUUCCCUGGCUUGAAAGCAGCCGGUGGCUCCCGACCCUUUGGCUGUUGGAUGGGGCCAUGAGAGUGUCCUUUGCCUUUGCUAACUUCUCCAGUCCCAGGGCAAGAAGCUGCUGAAGUUGCUCUUUCUCUGGCUGACAUUUAGGGCCAGGUUCCUCUUCCCCUUGUCAAGAUCCUUUCUGGGAACUGGGGGUACAGCCUCUGAGUGGCCCUCGGUCCUCUGGCUGGUAGCAGAGGCAUGAGUGUGCUUCCAUUCACCUCUGCAGCCACAGUGCAUAAAUAUCCUGGAGGGCUAGAGAAGAAUUCUUACAAUGCAGGAUGUGACCUGAGUCUCUUGCCGAAAAUUACACAAGGGUCAGGGUGCUCCAAGAUAUUGCUGCUGGGUCUCGCCCACUGAGGCAAAUACUGAUAUCACAUGGCUGCUUUGCAAGAAGUAACAAGCAGCUGUGAAGGCACAGUGGUUGAACUCAACCUGAAGGACCUUUGCCAAGGAAGCUCAGAGAACAAGCAACCCAGUUCAGGUUGAGGGGAAAUGCAGAGAGAGGCUCACUGAAGCCUGUGCUGCUCCCAUUGUGAAGCUGACGCCUGUGCAUCUACAGUUUUGCAGAAUCAAGGCUGUUGUGGAAUAGCAGUCAGCUUUCUGACUAGGAGCCAGAAUGAGUUCCACUGGAGCUAGCAGCAAGGUGGCUUGGGGCACAGGGAGCUAUGAGGCUGGAGGGACUGAGUAGUUUUUCUGGCCUUUUGAUUAGGGAUGGGUACAGCUAUCAGCAUUUCAUAAAUAUAUGGAGUCAUUUGUGCACAUGAUGCUUCAUAGUGUUAUAAACAAAGAAGUCCCUACCCACCAAAAGCUAGUGAAUGUGAGCAGAUGAGCUUACAUGUACUUGAGCAUAGUUAAUCUAAACACAUUACAGUGGUACCUCUGGUUGUGAAUGGGAUCCGUUCCGGAGCCCCGUUCGCAACUUGAAAGGAACACAACCAACGUCUGUGCAUCUGCGUAUGGGCGGGUCGCGAUUCGCAGCUUCUGUGCAUAUGCGUGAUGUCAUUUUGCGUGUCUGCGCAUGUGCGAGUGGCGAAACCCGGAAGUAAUCCUUUUCUGGUACUUCUGGGUUGCCAUGGGACGCAACCUGAAAAAACAUAUCAUGAAGCAAAUGUAACAAGAGGUAUUACUGUACAAAAAAGAUUGGUUUUGCAGAAGGAUUUGAAGGGGUAAUGGUGUAAAUAUGGCACUUUGUGAUGUGCAAGCAGGGAGCCAGAGGAGCCAGAGGAGUUCUGAUGGAAGUUCUGGCUGAGCAGAGACUUUAAUGGCUGUGUGUGGUAGUUUUCAGGCAGGCCUGGGUGGAGGGCAGUUAAUACAGCCUCUUUUUAUUCUGUUCCACUCUGUCUGGGCAGAGACUUCAUAACUUCUGGACUUUUGCUCCAAAGGGAGCAAAAUAAAAUUCAUGAGGGUUUUGUUAGCACUUUUCUUCAAAAUUGUAAUUCCUAAUUGUGAACUGUGACCCAUGGACAGGAUAAAAAAAUUCUGGAUGGCCUAUGAUCUGAAGAGGUCAUGAGAAAUAUUUCAUGAAUUAAAUUCUACUUGCUUUAUUUUUAUGGAACCUCUAGUGUGCCUUAUAAAUCUCUGGCUUGUCUACACUUCAUUGCUUUAUGAAAUAACACUAUUGCAAAAGCAAUACAAGACCACUUUUCCAAAAAAGCAAAGCAUCCCAUGACUGCUGCCUUUCAGUCGAGGCCAUUUCCCUGGGCAGCAGAGAUUGAUUAGAUUAGAUAAAUUUGCCUUUAAUCUGUGAGUUGACAAUCUCUUGUGGUCUGAUUUCAUCAUUUAAUAAUGCACAUUAUUCUGAAACAAUAGUUUGUGCCUGUUCGUGUGGAAGGAAUACAGUGCAACAUGACCUGCUCAGAAUUAAUGUCCCUUUCUUUCUUUUUCCAGCCGGACAAUGAAAUCUCAUCAGACUGCAACCACGUAAGUGUGCUUUUUUUCUGUAGGGCUGGCACUUGCUUCUUUAUUGAUUCAGUGAUUUAUAUUCUGACUUUUUCAAGGUGGCUUAGAAUAAAUAUAACAUUUAAAACCAAUAUCUUUUAAAAAAACCUUAAAAGAGCAGCACCUCACAACUUAUAAUUAGACCAGUAGAAAGCCAUAUGCCAAAGAGAAAAUACAGUUUAAAAUAAAUAAAAUAAAACCAGAUAUUUAAAGCCCUUUUAAAGAAAACAGGGAGGGAGCUGUAAGUGGCAUUUAUUAUUACUUUGCAACAUUUGCUUCUGGCAAAUUGGCUUCUUUCAGGGAUCCUAGGCCAACUCCUUUUAAGUAGUAAAGGCUCCUGUUUGUUUAUUUCUCUGUGAUCUAUAUAGACAAUUUAGAUUUUUUUGUGACCAUCUUGGUAGGAACAUAAGUACUAAAUCCAGUCAAGUAGGAUAGUAUGAUGUUUGGGCUUAUGUAUGCACAGAAGAAUGCCUUAAUUAAAAUGAUACUAUUCGGUGGCACCCCAGCUUGUUAAACUGGUGCUGAUAUUACAAUCUUUUUGGUGCAAAGUUAAGAUCUCCUUUUUUGCCCAGGCAUUUUAAAGUGACUUCAUCUGUCUUAGGUCUCAUUUUUGCAUUUUAGCUGCUGCCCUUUUAGUUUUUACUUUAGAGUGGAUUAUAUUUCCCUGUUGUUGUAUUUUAAUAUUGUUAUACAUCACCGUUUAGAUGAAGGAUGGUUAACUUAAAAAAUAAAUAAAGUAAAGUAAAAAGUGGACUGGAGUACAUUCUGUUAAUAGGAUGACUCUUUCAAUGAAUUGGGUAGACAGGGCAUUUUAAGUCUCUUCCCUCCUGUUCCACUCAUCUACCCGAAACAGCUAUUCACCGACACAUAUCUCUACCUAUAUCUAUAUCCCUGGGGUACCAGGCAUGCUUACCAGGGCCUGUUUUUCGUUUUGGACAAUGAGGCACAUCAGAGAUGGUGGCAGCUUUAUGAUACAUGGUUUAUUUACACAUAUAUACAAUCUUAGCCUAGAUGGAGGGAGUUCAGAGCAUUCACAUCCCAAGACAGUCCUGUUCAUUCCAUUACUGCAGCCUUGAAUUCAAAGAGCUCCCAAACAUUGUGUCUGACCCUUUCUUCAUUAUAAAACAGACUGUCAUCCUUUUUUUUUUUUUGCGCUCCCCCUCCCCCAAGCUUGUAAAACAGACAUCUUUUUCCUGUUCGCUUCUAACAGGCAAACUGUAAUCCUAAACCAAAACUAUUGGUCUUUUGUCUUACUAAUGAUCCCCUCCUGUUUGUGGCUGGCACAGCUUUUGCUUUGCUGAUGGCCAAUCUUGAUGGAUCACGACUGUCUUUGUUUCUUAAAGAUGAUUCCUUGAUCAGGAUAAAAUCAAGUUUAGCAUGUAUUUUUACACUGCUAAAUUCAGUGUCAGGCACCUUCUGUUAAUUCUUCAAAUAUUGGUUGAAUUCUAACAUUCUAGCCUAUAACAAUCAAAAUACGCAUACACACACAAACUGAGGGGUACAGAUAGGUUAUUUAACUUUCUCUGCAGUGGAAUGCUCUCAUGGCAUGGCAUGGAGAAGACUGAUUGGCCAUGGGUGCUGUCAUAAGCACAGAAGCCCAAGUUCCACUAAUUAUGGCUCUGUUUGUUUUGAGAUUCUUCAUGAUUAUGAGCCAUAGAAGUAAGCUCUCAUUUGAUUUUUUUAAAAAAUGAGAUUUACACACCACAUGCUUCCCUAAGUUCUGUAUUCUCCAUAUGUCAGAGCAUCAGUAUAUUAAUGUGUUUCUGAAAAUCACAUGAAAACUGCUGUACAGGAAAUGCGUUGGUUGGCUUGUGUUCACAUAGAUUUAAAUUUUAACCUGCAUAAAGCAGCCUCAAAACCACAAUAAAGAUAUCAUUAGUUUGUUUUAAGUCUGGCUCAUGAAAGAUUCUUGCAGUUGAAAAAUAACAGUAUUGUGUUUCUUCCCUCCCAGCUGUUGUGGAACUACAAGUUGAACCUGACUACAGAUCCAAAAUUUGAAUCAGUGGCUAGAGAGGUUUGCAAGUCUACCAUAUCAGAGGUAAGGCUGAGGAAGAUUAGGUGGUGGGCAGUAAUCUUAAUUUUAUUUCUAAAUAAGAAAGAAUUGAAGUCUUGUUGAAAUGAAUAUAUCAAAAGGGUUUUUAAUAGAGAAUUAUUAAUAUGUUUUAAAUAGUGCAUAACAGAACAGCAAGCAAGCCGUGAGAUCUUUCGUUCUGUACGUUUCCAAGGCUAUUUUAAUUGAUGGAAUGGGUGGACCACCAACUUUUACUGUAGAUCUAGACCAUCCUGUACUUGCUAGCAAGAAAGGUACACUAGAGAAAUAUAUUCUGGAAGAGUAACAGGUGAUGUCUGUGGAUCAAAGUACCAACUGGUAUGCCAACUGCAUCCUCUCCUGGGAGUUUCAGGAUUCAGGAAAAUGUCUAGAAUUGUUCAUUCAUCCUCUGAAAACUCUAUAAAAUGUAGUCUCUAAGGUGGCGUUGUAACACUGUUACUGUGCUCAUAAAUUCUAAAGUUAAAAAAAGUAAUACUAUGUUUACUUGAAGAGCUUCAGUCAUUCACAGUUUCAUAAUUGUUUGUAUAAUUGCUGGAAGUGUUUGCCUUCAGGUCAUUAGCACACUGAUGCAUUUUCCAGUAAAAUACUUUUCUGAAUAUUGCUCCAUUGAGGCAGUUUUCCGAGCACUAUUUUUCUGAGGGCUACUCAUAGUUUUCCUUCUCUCCUGAUUCAAGGUAGUGAUGGCAAGACUUGGAAAUCUUCAUUUAAAGGAAAAAAUAAAUCUGGAGGGAUAUUGCUUACCAGUGAGGCUUUGUCACUUGUACCUAGUGUAAGACCUUUUGGCUAGGUUGAGAGGAAUGGAAUUUAGAAUGUAGCAUAAAUCUGUGAAGGGUUCAUUUCCAAAGUCAAGGGUUGAAACAAAUGGACUAGAUAUAAUUGGGAUACUCUGGUUGUGUAGUGGUUGGGACCCUGCAUAAAUGACAAAUAAAACAAGUGUUUCUGCAGGUAUUUGUGAUUUGCUCUAGUUAUUUCAAGGUUAAGUUGAGAAGGUUGUUCUGUUUGACAAGCAGUUUAUCCUAGUGCUGCCUCCUCUUAUACUCUUUCCUUUUGUGUGCCAUACCAUAAAUUCAGCUUUAGGUCGAGUACUUUAAAAACAAAAAAACAACAACAGGCAGCAUUGUGUUGACGGCAAAUGCAAUUAGAUUUCUUCAAUAUUAGGCAAGCACUAAAAAGUGGCUAUGCUCCGUAUUGGCUUUGCUGCUCCCUUUUUAGCUAUCUUGAGAGAGAUGUCUCCAUGGUUGUAAAGUACAGAAGCAACCCUUUCUCUCUCCCAAAAUCAUACCCCUUGAACUUACACACCUUGGAUAGGACCAAAUACACAUGAGUUCUGUUGCUAUUAAAUAAUGAAGUGGUAAAUAAAAUUAAAUGGCUCAAACAAAAAACUUCAGAAUCAGCAAAUAAACCAGGCAAAAUGCUAGCAUGGUUACUUAAAAAGAAACAAAAAGACAAAACAAUAAGCAGUAUAAUAGAUAAAGGAGAAAUUACAAAUGACUUUGAAAAAAUCAAAAAAAGUUUUGUAAAUUACUAUAAAAAUUUAUACAAAGCAGAAAAGAUCGAGGAAACUAAAAUAGAAAAAUUUCUCAUAAACAACAGAUUGCCAAAAAUAACUGAGGAAGAGUGGAAAUACUUAAAUACCCCUAUUGAUAUUAGCGAAACAAAAGAAGGAAUUGCGACCUCCAAAAUCGGAAAAGCUCCCGGUCCUGAUGGAAUUUCCAUAAUGUAUUAUAAGAAACUGGAAGAUAUAACAUUACCAGUCUUCGAAAAAAUAAUGAACAAAAUUCUAGAAGGAGGGCAAGUACCAGAAUCAUGGCAAGAGGCCUUAAUUACAUUAAUACCGAAAAAUGGAUCCAAUUUAGAUGAAAUAAAGAAUUACAGACCAAUUUCACUUUUAAAUUCAGAUUAUAACUUGUUUACCAAAAUUCUUGCUAGAUUAAAAAAGAUUUUGGUAAUAAUAAUUAAUAAAGAUCAAUCAGAUUUUUUACUGGGAAGACAAAUAUACAGCAAUAUAAGAUUGAUAGUAGAUACAAUAGGAUACCUAGAAACGAGACCAGAUAAAAUGGCAGCCCUGAUCUUAGUUGAUGCCGGGAAGGCCUUCAACAACGUGUCGUGGGAUUGUAUGAAAAAAAAACCUCUGGAAAUGAUGAGCCUAGGUGAGAAAAUAAGUAGCGGUAUAAAAGCAAUUUACAAUUUCCAAAAAGCAAGAUUGAUUAUAAAUGGCGAAACAUCAGAAGCCUUUAGUAUCUCUAAGGGAACUAUAUAUCACAGUCCUAGAAGUAUAUUUAAAAGCAAAAAGAGAAGAUCCUAGGAUAGAAGGAAUUAAACUUAGGCAAAGAACUUAUAAGGUUAGGGUCUUUGCAGACAACCUAAUAAUCACAAUGGAAAACCCACUAGUGAUUAUUCGAGCAACAUUGGAAAAUGAAGGAAUUUGGACAACUAUUAAGAUUCAAAAUUAAUGCAGUAGUACCUUGGCUUGCAUAUGUCUUGGUUUGCAUAUGUUUUGGAUUACAAACACAUCCAACCUGGAAGUGUGUGUCCCAGUUUGCAACCUUUUUUUGGAUUACAACCCAUAUUUUUUGGAUUAUGAACAAAUUUUUUUUGGAGGCCCCAUUGGCAAAAGCGCGCCUUGGGUUACAACCUGUUUGGGUUUACAAACGGACCUCCAGAAUGGAUUAUGGUUGUAAACCAAAGUACCACUGUAAUAAGAAAACAAAACUCAUGGUGAAAAAUCUAGAUAUAUGAGAAAGAUCAGAUUUAGAAGCAGAGGCAGGACUUAAAGUAACAAAUAGAGCAAAAUAUUUAGGAAUUUGGAUUACUAUGAAAAAUACUAAUUUAUAUAAAGAUAAUUAUGUAAAGGUAUGGAAAGAAAUUAAAAAAGAUUUAGGGAUCUGGAGUAAAUUAAAACUUUUACUGUGGGGAAGAAUAUCUUCAAUCAAAAUGAUCAUCUUACCAAAAAUGCUGUUCCUUUUUCAAUCCAUUCCGAUCCUCAAUGGCCUCAACUGCUUUAAAGAAUGCACAGAUUCUUGGCUAAAUACAUAUGGCAGGGCAAAAAACCCAGAAUUAAAUUAAAAUUACUAACAGAAGUCAAAGAUAGAGGAGGGUUUAGAAUGCCACAUCUUAGGAUUUAUUAUGAAGCUGCUUGCCUGGUUUGGCUCAAGGAUUGGAUGAUAUUAAAGAAUACCAAAUUACUGGACAUUGAGGGCUGGGAUAACAUAGUAGGUUAACAUGGUUAUUUGGGCUACAAUAAAAUUAAAAUUCAUAAGGGAUUUUUAAAUCACAUUAUUAGGAUAGCUUUACAGGAAGUAUGGGAAAGGAAUAAAAAAAUAUUCGAACCAAAAACCCCAUUGUGGAUAUCACCAAUGGAGGCGGAGGCGGUACAAAGAAAAAAUAUGGAUUCUAACUGGUUGACAUACAAAGAUCUAUUAGUAGAAGUUAAUAAUCGAUUACAAAUGUAAACAUAUGAAACAAUUAAAGGCACAGGAAUAUGUUGGUUGCAGUAGUAGUAGUAGUAGUAGUAAUAAUAAUAAUAAUAAUAACAAUAAUAAUAAUAUACACAUAACCAGUUAUAUGAAAAGAAUGAACCACAUGGAGUUAGCUGGAAGUCAUCUUUAUUCCUAACCCUAUUUCUUUUUAGCUUCUUUCUUGAAGUGAAUGUUUUCUUUUUCUUAGGAGAAUAUAGUGUCUAUAUUCUUGUCUGUAGUUUUUGUUAUCAUCACUGUAUUUACCGUAUUUUUCGCCCUAUAGGACGCACUUUUCCCCCUCCAAAAAUGAAGGGGAAAUGUGUGUGCGUCCUAUGGGGCGAAUGCAGGCUUUCGCUGAAGCCUGGAGAGCGAGAGGGGUCGGUGCGCACUGUUAGAUAAUAUUGAUUUAUUGCUCAGAUAAGCGUGAGGUCCGGCACGCUUCCCAUCACAGGCCUCUGCAUUCCAAAAGACCGACAUCUGAGCAUAGCAGAGUUUCGACAGCGGCAAGAGGAAACUGCAAAAAAAAACUCCAGUGCAUUCUUCAGUGUGCUUAAAUAAAGUCCACACAGGAUCUUGGCAGCUAAAAGCAGUUUUAUUUACAGCAGGCUAUCCAUUAUCUAUCACAGCGAACAGCAUCGUGAAAAACACGUCCUCUCUCCUCAAAAGCGAAAGUAGAGAGACAGAACAAAGACUUUAGUCUCUCGGAAAUGACGCAGCAUUUCCCCCCUCCCACCAGUACAGUCUGAGCUGUUUAACCCUGUAAGCUCAGGUUCUCCUCUCGCUCUCCAGGCUUCAGGAAGCUAUCUGCAAGCCUUGGGAGCCCGCGGGAGUUCCCGCCGGGCUCCCACGGCUUGCGGAGAGCUGCCUGCACCCCAAAGCCCCAGCGCGCUGAGCAGUCGCGCCGGGGCUUUGGGUAGCUCUGCGCAAGCCGCGGGAGGGCUCCCACGGCUUGCGGAGAGCAGCCUGUUCUGGGGUCGGGGGAAGCUCGGGCUUCCCCCGCCUCAGCCUCGCGCCUUGGGGGGAAAAUAAUUUCCCCCCCCAAAAAACCUAGGUGCACUUUAUGGGCCGGUGCGCCCUAUGGGGCGAAAAAUACGGUAUGUGGGUUUUUUUGCUUUGUAUGUUUCUGGUUUUGUAUUACAUGUUCAUUUUAUUUAUUGUUUAUUUGUAUGAUGCAUAAGUGUACGUAAAGUAUUUUAAAAAAGAGAAAGAGAGAGAGAGAGAGGGAGCAAUGUCUCAGUGCUCAGAUUUCAAGCAUAGUGACCUAGCUUUUUUCAGACCUAGUUGCAUUCUGUAAACAGGUGACCAGUGGGGAUGGUCUUGAAAUUUAUUUGCUUUUUUAAAAAAAUCCCAUGUUGCCUAUUUCUCCAAAGAAACUCAAACAUAAUCUCAUCCGCUCAAAUUAAUGUUAACAAUAUUCAACCUGUUUAACUAGUUCCAGCAGCAUAAGAGUAACAUUGAGCUGAGCCAGCAACAAAUGAAUAUUACCCAAAGUUCUUCUUGUCGUGUGUGGCUUUUUCUACUCACAUGUGCAAUGAAAGGAACUCAGUGCUUUUAAGGAUUUUCUCCAAAAUUUUGGGAUGGGUGGGAACUGUCGGUAGAUUGUCACAGUAGGAUGGGGAAAUCCCAACCCAGAUUGUCAUUCAGCCAGAAGCUUACUGAAUUACCUUGGCCAGUCACAUGGUCUAGUUCUGAGCUACCUCAUAAAGUUGCUGUGAAGAUCAAAAGAGAGAACUGUUUUAAGCUUCCUGGAGGAAAGAAAGGACAUAAAUGUAAUAAAUUUGAUGGAUUGUGUAAACUUGACUUAAAGGUUGAUCCUCUGAAAAAGCACACAGUACCUCAGUCCCUGCUCUAUUUAAGACCAUGCUCAGAAUAUUGGUUUCCAAUACCAGCCCUGAGCAGCUUUUCUCCAUUUCAUAUCUAGUUGUCUUUAUCAUGCUGAUAUUUCAUAGGAGAAAACUGCAGACUGCACUUCAUUCUCUGAUUUAAAAAACCAUGCGUAAUUACCCCUCAUACUUGUGAGAUUGCAGGAAUGCUGCUAUGUCACUUGCAGCUAUUUCGGAAUGUGGAAGAUCGGCUUUUAUUAUUGGAUUAAGCUACUACAGCCAUGUGGUUACAGUGGCUACCAGAAGAUUAAAUACAAAACAGCUUUCAAGUAACUGAAUGAUACAGGCCCUGGCUACAUUUGAGACUGACUCCUGACUGCCCUUGAGCACCAUAUUUUUUAUGUAGAGUCUAACAAUGACAUCUUAAAUUAUUGAGUGAUUACAGCUUGCUUUCAUGGUCUUUUUAGUGUGGAGCUUGCAAAAUUUAUGUUCAUUUUUGCUUUUAGGGUGAGGUGUGAGGGCUGACACCCCACAUUUUCCCUUCUUCUGGAACCUUUAGGGAAUAAACAGUUGGUUCUCCUUUUCCAUCCCCUUUCCUGAAAAUUGGUGUCAUUGUUUUUAUAUAAUCUCUCUAUAUUGAGAAACAUCCUGAGUAGGCAGUAAAUAAAAUGAUCUGCAAAUGCCAGAUAAAAUACAGGCUUCUUUUUAUCAUGGGUCUUUCUGGACAGAUCAAAGAGUGUGCUGAUGAGCCUGUUGGGAAAGGUUACUUGGUGUCCUGCUUGGUAGAUCACAGAGGAAACAUCACUGAAUACCAGUGUCACCAGUACAUCACCAAAAUGACAGCCAUAAUUUUUAGUGAUUACCGCCUGAUCUGUGGCUUCAUGGAUGACUGCAGAAGUGAUAUUAACAUCCUGAAGUGUGGCAGCAUUCGUCUUGGAGAAAAGGUAAUUCUGUUACAAAGUGAUUCCAUGUCCAUUAAAUUGGAGGUGGGAGGGAAGAGGAUAUUGUCUCAUUAGAAUCAAUGUUACUCCGAAGAAGCCAGUUGAAGUGUGACCAUGUUCUAUGGUCAGCAUUUUAAAUUACUAUCCUAUCUCCCUGUGAUUUUAUACCAGUGCUAGGCAGAAGGAAUGUUUCUUGUGUGAGUGAAUCUGGGCUGUCCUCUGGAAGGGGCACAUCCUGGGAAAGUGCUUUUAGCCUUUGGUAGAUUGAGGGUGCCUUCAAAUUCAGGUCAACUGCAUGCUCUUUCAGGCUCAGGUAUUUCCUUGAGAUACAGUGGUGUUUUCAGCUGCAGACUUUUUUGGGGCGGGUGGAGGACAGAGAUUCAGGACCACAGGUGUACUGAACUGAACCAUGUUCUUUCAAUGUACAACAUGCUUCUGUAGGCUCCUAAUGCAACAUGCAGAAGAGCUAGAUGGAAGUGUGUCUUGCUGCUGCUUAGCUUCUUUCUCUUCUUUCAGGAUGUCCAUUCUCAAGGAGAGGUGGUGGCCUGCCUGGAGAAAGGACUGGUAAAGGAGGCAGAAGAGAUUGAGCCAAGAAUAAAGGUCUCAGACUUGUGCAAAAAGGCUAUUCUCCGUGUAGCUGAGCUCUCCUCUGAUGAUUUCCACUUGGAUCGGCACUUAUAUUUUGCCUGCCGGGAUGACCGGGAACGCUUCUGUGAGAACGUAAGUUGUUGCUUGACAUCGUCCUUCCCGUUGGACUAGCAUCCAUCUCCCCACCCUUUCCCCUCUCGCCUUGUCAUUCAGUAAAUGCUCCUACAUGUAACAAAUUAAAGAAUACAAGAACAGAUCUCUCAAAGGUGCACUACAGAUAAUACAGGCAAUAUAUUGAACUCAUUUCAGAAAUAUACAUGGAAGUGUUAGUCAUGAGCACGCACAACAUAGAUAAAUGACAGAGGACUUGUAAAUCACAAAAUGUUGGCCUAUGAUAAAAUGUAGCCAGUGUGAUGUAGAGAAUGGAAUGCUGAAGUUGGGCUGAAGAGACGUGCAUAUGUGGAGAAGACCCAUGGAAAUUAAUGGGUCCAUUACUUUCAACUGGUCUGUUCUGAAUAAAACUUGGUGGGGUACAAAACCUGGGUUUUAAUAGCCACUUAGCUAUCACUCUCAUUGAGUGGCCUUAAACAAAUAAUUUUGCCUAACCUAUUUAAUGGUUUUGUUAGGGUAACAUGGGGAUAACUGCAUGUACCUUUGCUUUGAGGUCCUUGAAGAAAAAGGAGGCUAUGAAUGUGUUAAUUUUUUUUUUUAAUUAUGGAUACCAGGAUACUCCUAAUACGUUUCCAUAUGACAUUCAUGACCAAUAUUGUUGCUCUGUUUCACAGACUCAGGCUGGGGAAGGCAGGGUGUACAAGUGUCUCUUUAACCACAAGUUUGAAGACUCUAUGAGUGAAAAGGUAUGUGCCUCUUUCACCUGGCCAUUCCACUAUCUUUCUUGACCCCAAAGCUCCUGCUUCUUGGUCGCCUCAUUUAUUUUCAGCAUGCAAUGGAUAAGAAACAAAUUAAUAUACAAUAUGGUGUGUUAUCUGAGGGUUGGUCUGCUCCUGCCCCAUCAGGGUGUGGUGGGUGGAAGAGUGCAUGGAAUCCUGUGCUUCGGCUCAGAGCUGUGUUUUUAAAGGCAGCCGUAACUCUGUGACCUGUUGAUGAACUUCCCAUCUCAGUUACAGAGUUGCCUUGUGUGGUAGCAGUUAAAUUGCAUCAAUAAGAAUUAACAUCUCUGAGGAGGGAGAGCUGCUUUGUUACCUUCUCUAAAGGCAUGCGUGUUUUUCUUUGAGAUAUGUUGUUACAUUCCUGAGAGACAGUGUUUUGAGUAAAGUGCAGACAAAGCAUUUUAUUGAUCAUUAUUCCAGGUGUAAUGCCCCAUUGCUUCCUCAACGCUUUGAGCAGUAUAUGAGCAAUAAAUAGCAAAUUGAAAUGACAAGCUAUGCUUGUGGUUGAAAUGCUUUAAGAACUCUGCACUUUUGCUCCCCACGAUUAUUUCCCUUCCUCCUGCUGUAGGUUGCCUUGGAUUUUCUAGAAAUAGUGAUGCAUUUGAAACUAGCAGCAAUGUAUUCUAUUUCUAGCGGUGGCUUGUUCUGAAAAUUCAAGGCCAGCGGAUUUUCUGUUCUACUCCUUUUGUCCAGUGUGAGCCAAAUUAUCUCUGGUUGACAAAAGAAUGCUGCCUUGAUGUUCCCUUGAUCAGUAGCACAAGAUAUCUGAUUGUUUUCCUCAGUGUCGUGACGCAUUGACAACCAGGCAAAAGCUGAUUGCACAAGAUUACAAAGUCAGUUACUCAUUGGCAAAGUCCUGCAAAAGUGAUUUAAAGAAGUACCACUGUAAUGUAGAGAACCUUCCUCGUUCCCGAGAGGCCCGACUAUCCUACCUGCUAAUGUGUUUAGAAUCUGCUGUGCAUAGAGGUAAGAUAUAUUUCUCCCUUAUUCCUCCAAUUGCUUAUAUCUGAUAAAUAAUUUGUGAAAUGAAAAGUUGUGUAAUGUGAGAUUUUCAGGGCUUUAUUGAAAGAAAAUGGACAUGGCAAAAGAAUGUUUUUGGAGAAUGUCUUUGGGCAUUAGGAUUCUGCUAGUUAUCCAUUACUCCAUAGUUCUGCAUCCCUGUCUCCCUUGUGCAAUACCUUCUCUGUCUGUCCUUGCUUCCUUCUCCAUACUGCAACCCUCCUCCCCCUGAGCCUUGACACUUGAUGUUUCAGCUUGCUACCUUUGCUUCUUUGCAUGAGGCUGGUUCUAGGUCAGACAGUUAAGUGAAGCAUGUUAAGGGGCUAGCCUGUCUUAUGUCAGCAGACCAUUCACAGUUGCCCAGGAGAAAGAAGUUCUAGCUGUUCUGUUGUAUUCUCUAUCUUGCCGUUCCGUAAUACAACAUGGGCUUAGUUCUCAUGGAGAGCGAUGACAGCUGUGAAUGCUGUUGUAAGUGGGGGCUCACUUGAUGGCAUGCUCCCCUGUGAAAGUAAAUUCCCAUACCUAGAAAAUGAGCAUGCCACGGUUAGAAUUCUUCUUUCAGAAGUGUCAGUUUUCCUUUCUGCAGAGAACGUUUCAUAUGGAGGAUCAUUCAUCAUGUGACCCCCACCUGCAGUCUGAAGUGGUACAGCCCAAGCACAGAUUUACCACAGCCAUCAGAACUACUACUUACCCAGAUUCUAAUCAGAAUGCCACACUUGCAUGAUUAAUCCCAUCUCUCCGGAGAGCAACAGAGCAAGUCAGCUUUCUUUGACGUGUUCCUAGCAUGCAUUUCUUCUAGGUUAGAAGAAAACAACAGUAGCCACUGAGGGCAUGUUUAGCCCUUUUCAUGCAGCCUAGUGGGGGAUGUAUUGGUUCACUUAGAGGAGUAUUGGGAGUCAGUUGUUAAGCAUUUACCUCACAGGGUCCCUCCAGGCAUCCUUUUUAUUGCUAAUUCAUGAUGAUUUGUGCUUACACUAUCAGGCCAGUCUUAAAUGAUUCUGCUUCAAUACUUUUGGCACCUGUAAAAGUUUGGGGUAUUCAAAUGCUUACUUUCCAGUCAGUGCAUGUCCUGGAACUUCUGCUGAAUCCCAGAACUUUUCAUACCAAAAAUGUUGUUGGUGGGGUUUGUUUUUGUACUGGGUUUGUUGUGCUAUAGCUCCUCCAGACAGCAAUAAUGUGGCAUUGCAGAACAACUGAUAAAGCAGAAUAAAUCCACCACUAAAGCAUCUUUAUGGUGCCAAGAACAUGCUUCAGAAUUCACUGAUAAUAAAACACGUGUCCAUAAUACCAGACCAUUGAUCCAGCUAGUUCACUAUUAUCUGCACAACAGCUGGCUCCCCAGGGUUCUCAGUGACAUCAGUCUAUUAAAUGUAACUUGUUAGUAUUUGCAGAAGGACAGACCUCUAAACUAUAAAAGCUAUAGCUAUUAUAUAACACCAACUUCAUAUUUUCAAAGUUACAUUUGAAUCUAAUUGAUUUACACCUGAGCCAACAUAUACAUUAUUUAGGCUGUAACAGACUGACUCCCUUUGGUGCAGAGGUGGUUAUCUUUUUUAUUGUUCAGGUUCAAGUGUAGUGGCAGGUGCUCCAUUCCAGUAGGUGUGGCUUGAGCCAAUGAUGGUUGGACCCAUUCACACAAACAUAGACACACUCCAUGGGAAAGACAAACACAGGGAGAGUUUACCCCCCUUCCAUGUGCCAUCAUCUUCAUCACAGCCAUGCUCUUCCCAGCUUGCCAAGCAAUUGUGUUGCUAAUAAGGGGCAGAGGGAAUGUGAUUUACAUGGAGAAGACAUUGUAUGGGCUUGUGGGAGCAUGAAUUUGGGGAGGCAGCAGUUUGAGGAAGGGAGUGAAAUGGAAUGUGGCUGUAUGGAAAACUCUGAGGGCUCUGGGUUUGCUGACGUGCUUUGAAGACUGUUUCUGUCUGUAGUGUCAAGUGUAGCUUAGUGCAUUCCACUGUUGUCCUCUAGAAGGUCAGGCAGAUCUGAGUGUGAGAAUGGCAGACUAGGCUUCUUUUCCAAAGCACAAGGCCAUGUCUGCAAGCUGUUCUGCGCUGAAUAGCCCUUAGCCAAGGGAGAAGCCAUCUCAUGCCUUUGGGAAUUCUUUGAAUGGGUAAUAUUGUGGACAACCUAUUUGCUUAGUUACUUCUCUGCUGUGACAGACCACACUCAAGUCUUUACACCAGGGAGCUUUUGAGCAAUUCACUAAAGAUGUUAAAGUUAAUGUUCGUAGUCUUUAUUCUUUCCAAGGAAAAGUAAAUGUUAGUAUCUUUCUGCUUGACAUAGCUGAGGAGAAGUGUGGGACUCCCCUUGAGUUCCCCCCUGGCUUGAUGGUUUGGCAUUGAGAUUCCAUUCAAACCGGUCAGGUGGCCUUGGGGGAAUAUCCAGUAAAGCUGGGUGUUUUUCUCUAGCUGUGGUUCACUUUCUGCAAACUCAGCAUGUUGCAUUUGGCAGUGUGUGAUCUUGAUAGUCUCUGUUUUCAGGUUAUGGUGUUCUUUCCCCCACCUGCAGAGCUCUAAAAGCAUUAUUAAACACAGGGGUAGGCAACCUUUUUUAAAAAAAUCAUCAAGUCCUGCAUUUCCUCAUAAAUAAUACGUUGGAAGCCGCAUGCAGGUGGUUGGUGGAGCUGAUGAUCAGCAGAAGCAAAGACAACAUGUUCUGGACUGCUAAUCCAGAGUAAAGACUGCCCUUGCUUCAAUUUUAUCAUAGCUACUGCAGAUUAGAAUCCUAAUCAGGUCUUUUCAGAAAUAAACCCCACUAAGUUUUGUAGAGAUACUCAUUUAUACAUCUUUCCCCCUUAAACCAUGCAACCAGGAAAAAAGCAGUGUGUGUGUGUGUGUGUGUGUUUGUGUGUGUGUAUGUGUGUGUGUGUGCGCACACACACACACACACACACACAAUAUCAGUUUAUCAAAUAGAAUCCUGCACCUUUCAUUUGUAUUGAAACUACAUAAAAAGAAAAGUAAACAGCUUUUUAAGAGCCAGGGAAAGGAAGGAGGAAAUGAACCAGAAGGAAGGCAACAACUCUGAUCAAAUGAAAGGGUAGGACAGCUUCAGGAGACAUUGGGGACUGCAUAAAAUGGCCCUCAGACAGAUGGUUGCUCACCAAUGAAUAGAUGGAUAGGCAACUAGUGGUCCAGAAGGACCUGUUUUUUCUACCUGCUGUGGUUUGUUAAACCUACUGCUAAGGCAUCUUUCUCUGAAUCAGAACAGUUCUUAUCCCUUUAUGAAGUAGUCUAGAAAUGUGUGGCAGCAUUCUUUUAUAUACGCAGGGCAGGCUUAAAAGGCAGUGGGUGCCACCACCAGCAUGCUGCUAGUCCUGAGAUAGAAAAUAUUUGUGUUGAGUGUCAAUUUUUUCUGACUUCUCUGCUGAAGAAAGUCAAAAUCAAUAUAAUCAAGAUAUGGUACUCAGAAAUGAGAAUAUUUUCUCUUUGUAUCUUUUGCUACUGACUAAAGGAAGGAUGACAAGCUACACGCAUCACUGAAGACCUAUCAUUGAUCCCUGGAAGUCUUGUUCAGCUCCUUUUCUCUCCCUGGCCUUUCUCUUCACUGCUUUGGCAAUUUAUUCCAUUGCUGCUCACAUGCUUCAAGCACAGUGUAUCCAGUAGAUUAAAACUGGUGUUCUUGUAAAGGAUAUUGUGCACAUGUGCACAGAGGAGGCACAGUCCUGAUUGCUAUGCACACUCCAGUGCAACCUGGUGUUUUCUCUGAUUGCCUGUGAAGAAAUAGAAUACAACCCUGUGAUAAGGAGAGGCUGCAAAAUAGCUCUGAAAUGGUAGAGCUAAUGGCAGUAGUGCUUGUGGCUCUUUAGGGAUUCCAGCUGCCUGGCCCUAUCUUCCUUCCCAGUUAGCUCUGGAUUUCUGCAUAGAAUUUGUUUUCUUGGUGUGUCAUUUGAUGUAAUCUUUAAAAGCAGAAUGGCACUGGUCACACUGAUGGGGCUGCAUUGCACAUGUGGCAUGUACCUUGGCUAUGUUCAAUGUCCCUUGGGCUGAUGUCUUAUAACCUGUAUCUACUACGGUGUGCCUUAGGUCGGCAAGUGAGCAGUGAAUGCCAGGGAGAAAUGUUGGACUACCGGCGCAUGUUGAUGGAAGAUUUUUCACUGAGCCCAGAGAUCAUCCUCGGUUGCCGCAGUGAGAUUGAGCACCACUGCUCAGGACUGCAUCGGAAGGGCCGCACCCUGCAUUGCCUGAUGAAAGUUGUGCGAGGAGAGAAGGGGAACUUGGGAGUCAGCUGCCAGCAGUCGGUAAGGUUGUCAUGGGGAGCAGAAGAAUUUGCUUGUGUGUCCUGCCCACUAUUUUAGCUUUUGUGGGCUGAUGCUGAAGUAAGACCUGAGUUGGGAUGCAGGUGGGAGCUGUAGGGAGGCUUUGCCCUCAAAGCCCCAACAUCCAUUUAGGGGAAUCCCAAUGAAACAGUUGGCUAGAGCUGAUUAAAAAGCUCUAUCAACUACUUGUAAAAAGGCUUUUCGGGUAGCUUCAGGCUAUUAAACUCAGAAGCUGUUAUGUUAUUCCAGGCUAACCCACCUUCUUUAUAAAGUAGCCAAGAGGAAUGUAAUGGGCAUAACAUAUUAAUUCAAGCAAAGCUUUUGACCUAAUCCCAUGUGACUUCUUAAGUUCUUCAGGGGGAAACGUGAACUGGAACAACUUAGUGUAAGGUGUUGGAUACGCAUGGUGAUAGAAGAAAAUUGGAUUGAACUAGGAGACCAGUGACUAUUUCUCUCCAGCUCUUAGGCUUCUCAUAAUAUAUGCACAAUUCAUUUUGCAUGCAUUGGAAGUGUUGUAUGCAUUUGGGAGGAAUUUGGAGUAGCUUCAUAUUAAUUACUUUCCCUAAAACAAAUCUAAGUGUAAAAAAAGAAAAGCCUUUAUCUUGUAACAUGUGAUGGUCAGAACAUAUUUGCAUUCUUCUGAAAAUAUACUGCUGAGGCAGACAAGAAUGUACGGUGGCUGCUCAGUCCCUAUCCCAUUGCAUAAAAACAGAUUCACUCCUUCACUUCCAUGGGCACCAGUCACUGCAUGGAGGCAAAACUUGUGUGCUGAAUAGUAAGAUUCUAGCCCUUAUUGUUGUAGAUGAAAAACUGAAGAUGCAGAGUCAGUGUGUACUUAAAACUAAGAAACCAGAAGGAGAUUGGGACAAAGUGGCCGAUUCCACUAGUUUAGCCUGGGCUCCCCAAUGCAGCACCUGUGGAUACCAACUUUUAAUUUUUUUAAUCAUGUUUCUGGCUGGUAUGUGUAGGGGACCUACUUUUUGUCUUAUUUGGUGGGGUAUAGGUGAUUUGCUUGUUGGGUUUUUUGGGUGGGGAUGUUUCUGAGUAUUGCUAGCUUUUCUUUGAUGGAAUGGGUACUUUUGUUGCCUAUGACAAUACUUUAAAAGGUGCCUCUGGGCCCGUAAACAUUGGGACCUUUGUAUAGACAUAGGACUUUUUUACUUGGCCCUGUUCUCUGCUUCACUUCAUGGCUCCUGAUAAUCCACCCCAUGCCUUACUUGCCAAUGCUGCUGAUCUUUCUCCUCAAAAUCUCAUUUUUCCUCUGAAUGAUUUAUUCAGGUUUCACUGUUGGGUAGCAUUUUUGGAGUAGUAUUGUGCAGGAGCUAUGUUCACCCUGCUACCACAUCCUUGUUUUUAUGUAAUAGGUGUCCUAAUCUUGACUGCUGCCAAUAGCAAAUGCACUAAAAAGCUUGACAGCCUUAUAGUUUGGAGGCUGGGGGCGCCCAAGCACAUGAUUAAUGACAUUGACACUCACCCCCCCCAAAAAAAAACCUUCCCUUUUUCUCAAUGCUGAUCCCAGCAUAGCUCACUGAUGAUUGCCUUAGACAAAAUCAGAAAGCCCAUCAGGCCAUGUGCCUGCUUGUUCUUUUAUAUUGGAGAUGGCUUGGUGUGAUUGUCAGGCUAGAUUCCAGGGAUCUUCCACCUCAAAUGAUGAGAGCAGGAUAAUUGUUUCCCAGGCAGGAAGAGAUUGUUAGAACAUGGCUAUUUCCCCCAGGCAGCUUAGCCUCAAUUCAGCAUUAUGACUCCUUUGAUGUGUAUACUUACACAGUGAAGUUGGGGCUUUGAUGCUACUAAACACUCCUCUAGACUUGACACCACUUUACUUGAUAGGCUUUGAGGGGGGCAUUGCAACACGUGCUGGUGGAGAAAGGCUAAAGUACCGUUGUACUGUUGUGUGAUGCAACCUGGCAGUUUGGCUUCUUGGAAAGAGCUUUGCUGGCAGAGAAAUGGGAAGUGCCCCGAUAUCUGCAAAUGCUGCCCUGUGGUUCUGUCAAGGGGAGCAAAAAGAAGCAAAAAGGCUCUGUGGUCUGUGAUGGCUCCAUGGCCACAUGAAUAAAUGGCUUUGCCCCAUGCCCCCACCCCCAGCAUUUCACUAGAUUCAUCUCAGUUGAGGUUAAGAUCAGUGAUGUAAACAGAUUCCUAAAUUUGAAAUUGGCUUAAUUCCCAGGCUACGGGCUCCACUAGGAAACAAUCAGUGCAGAAAUCCGCCCAUUCUCUGCUCCUCCAACUUUGUAGAGCUUAAUUUCCAAGAGUGAGUGUUACAUGUUGAAGGAAUUCUUAAGCUCCAUUGGCUUUUUCUCAGGCCUUUAUGGUGAGAUGCCAUUUAGCUCUGCUGCUUUCUGCUGCUGCUGCUUUAGCAAAAAAACCAAAACAACCUGUGUUGCAUAAGUCUACCUGCGCUGCUCAAGUCAUGCUUCAGUGGAGUCUGAAUCCUUGAAAGACCACUUCUCUGCUAGUAUACCUUUAUGAGCAUGAUGCUCAACUCAGUCUCAACAGUUGCCUCUUCACCGCCCGCCCACCACAAAUAAAAGCACUAGGCACAUGUUCCUAGCCCCAGGCUGUCCUUUGUUACAUCAGGCCCCUGUGCCAUUUUCUUAGGAAGGCCCCUGUUGCUCAUGUACAUGACAGAGGUUCUGGGUUUGGGAGAUUAGAUCCUCCUGCUCCUUCUGCUCUCUUGGCUCUCCUCCCCUUCAGUUUCAGUGGCAAGAAGGCCUGGUGAUGUGGCUGGCUGCACAAUUCAGCUCUGUGUACUGUCGUUAUACUGAAAAUAGAACAGGGAAGUCCCCAGAGUUGCAAAAUGUCUGGAUUGCCCCAUGCUGUAGGGAUGACCUGACACCUUGGCUUUCUCAGUCAUACCUGCAGUUUCUGGAUGCAGAUGAGGUGACAGCAACAUAAAAACUCUGGUUCUGGCUGAGUCAUACACAAGGGAGAAUGCUCUUCCAUUUGGCACAUCUUAGCUGUUUGCCAUUAACUGGUCUUGGUCUUGGAAAAUAAAUCAUUUGUUCAAAGGCUGCUUUUCCUUGGCAAACGGUUAGCCCUUUUUGUGUGGGAGGGAGCAGUUCACAUCCAUGGGAAUGUUUGAAAGAUGUUCUCCACUUCAGAAGCUGGUACUGAAAUGAGAUGGGAACGGGGCAGAAUCCCUUGAGGUUAGCUUUGCAGUUCUGCCAGCAACAGAAGCCAGGAAACCAACUUCCUGAACUGCUCUGCCAUUGUUGUUAAACUCUUCCCCCCUCUUCUCUUUCCUCCUCCAGCUUCAAACUCUAAUCCAGGAGGCAGACCCUGGUGCUGAUUACCGCAUUGACAGAGCAUUGAACGAAGCCUGCGAAUCAGUGAUACAAACAGCCUGCAAGCACAUCCGUGCUGGAGACCCCAUGUAAGUGAUGGAGAUCCCCUGCUUUUGCUACAGUUUACUGCUGUUUUAGCUUGGGCUGAAAGAAGCCUGUUAAACCUGGGGGAAGAGAUGGACUCAGAUUGUCUCUUACAUAAAGACAGAUGUUGACUUGGGGUGAAAGGGUUUCUUGUGGGCAUACAGGCAGACUUUUAUUAUGCAACAGCUUCUCAUCACCCUUACAAAUGCAAGCUGUGGGAAAGUACAGGCCAAAGGUAGACCACUAUGGAGAAGCACAUGUGCUUUAAAGCAUGCAGUUACUCAGCUCCCCCAUUCUACAAAUACCUCCUUCCCCUCCCACCAGUGAGAGGCUCGUUGUUGCAAUGUCUGGUAUGAAGGCUCCUGAAGAUUGCAUAUAUCAAUAUAACAUGACUUUCUUUCCAUAGGAUUCUCUCUUGCCUUAUGGAGCAUUUGUAUACAGAGAAGAUGGUGGAAGAUUGUGAGCACAGGCUCCUGGAGCUCCAGUACUUCAUCUCACGGGACUGGAAGUGAGUGCUGGGCAUGGGGACUCUCAGUUCUGUUGCAGGACUUUCUAGCAGCGGCAGUUGGGUCAAAAAGGUCUUGUACUGCGGGGCCACGGGUGGCUUUAAUUCUCUAGUCACUAGCUAGAGGUUCAGAAAGAGUUCUUUUCAUUCACAACUUGGAGAACUUGAUGUUUAUACACAACCGUUAUUCCCCAAAUUUCUGUCAAUGCCUGCUAUAGGAGGGGGAGACAAAUUAAAGUAGAGGUUCUGGCCUGGGCAUUACCUUCAAGAGCUGCCUCAUAUUGAAUGUGCACCACAGGAUAAUGCCCUCUCACCCCAAAUUUCAGCCUCCGCCUAACUAUAGAGGGUGUCUCAGUGUAAGCAUUGUGUCAAAAGUAAAGUUUCCUGUACUUAUGUAUUAUUAAUAGUGUUUUAUGAACUGUCAGCUCAUUAAGAAAAAAUUGUGGUGAUGUACAACACCAUCAAGUUAUAAUUAUGUUUAAACAUCAUACAAUUAUAAAAACAUGAAAUACAGAACAAAUGGCUUAAUGCUAACUGACAUUCUCUAAACACACUUAAGGCCUUUCUGAUUACACCAGUUCUAAAGUACUGGUGCCACUAUGCUUUUUAAAUUUUUUAGUUUGCAUAGAAACCAAAUGAAAGUAUGAUAACUGUUGGAUAGUUAGAAGGGCUUCUCCAGCUGAUCACAGUUAGCUGGCUGGUAUAAGAGCAUAGGGCCUGUUUCUCAUGAGGACAUAUUUCUUUCUAGUGUAGGGUUUAAAUUGUUUUUGCUUCUUAAGAGCAAAAUUCUUAUGUAUGUUCACAUUCUUAUGUGUACCAAUGCACUUUAACAUUUGCAUCAAAUUUUAUAGCCCCAAGUGGCUUACAGAAAAUCUUCCUAAUCAUAUUAAAAUCUCAGACUGCAAAACUGUUACACAGUUGGAAUUGGUUGCAGUAAAAAAACACAGAUAUUUUAUUGGCAAGACUUUAAAUAUGUCUCAGUUUUAUUACUCAGGUGACUCGCAACUUGUGUGCAUUUAACUUGUGCAGUUGAUGGCUGACCAGUUGAAAUUGCACAAAUUAAAUGCAUGGACGCCUGAGAACUUAAACGCUCUUUUUGCACAUUGUUUUCCCAACACAAAAAAGAGCUUUUAAGCUCUCAGACUUGCUUACUGGGCUCUGGGAGGAUCUUGAAUAAUCUCAGACAGCCCCAUGAGAUAUUGUGGAAAACUCUUUGCCUUGCCUGGGGGCGGGGGUGUUAUAAGACCCAUUCAGCACAACAGCUCCAGAAGGUAAGGAUAGUCAUGUAGGAGAGAUUUGACUAUACGUGUUUUUGAGUAUAUGCACUGUCCCUGGAACAUAACCCCUGUGCAAGUUGCGAGUGACCUGUAUGGCUAAAUGGAAAUUGCACCUAUGAAGGUUUUCAUUUCUGAUUUGCUACAUUCUAGAGGUGAAAUAAAUGUUGUGUUGAAGUGAAAUGCUGUUAAUCUUAGGUGUGUGAAGAAAGGGCAUUUUAGAACCUCAUGGUGGCUUCACUGAUUCUUCUACUUUGACAGACUGGAUCUUGUGCUCUAUCGCAAGUGCCAGGGAGAUGCAUCCCGACUUUGCCAUACACGCGGCUGGAAUGAGACGAGUGAGAUGAUUCCUCCUGGGGCCAUCUUCUCCUGCCUGUACAGACAUGCCUAUCGUACAGAGGAACAGGGGAGGAGGGUAGGCACCAGUCAGUUGCUUUAGCAGUCUUCCUUUAUUGGAAAAUGAAUGUGAUUUGGGGGCAUGUGCUAGUUUAUCUGUGGCUUCAAAUGUAAGCUUUGAAUAUCUCUUAAGGCAGCAGAGAAACUGAGCAGGUGAUACUGGGGAAAAGCAUGGAGGCAAGCCAACUAUAGUCCACUCUACAGGUCACCUGGAUGCUUUGCGACAACUAAGUAGGUAUAACAAAUGGAGACCCCCUGUGCAUCUGUGCACCCUAUGAGAUUGGGGUUUAAUGUUUGAGCCUCUGGAGACUCAAACAGGCGUGCAGGAAUUCUCCUAAAACCCUUUAGGAAGAAGCCUCAGGAAACACUUUUGUAGCUAAGGUAUGUGGUCUUGCCUCUGCUUUUUGUAGCUGAGGUCAGUGCUGAAUAUAGUGGGAAAUCUCUUCAUAUGAAGGGUGGAGAAACAAAAUAGGUGGCUUGUUGCAUGAAUGGCUGGUGAAGCUGUGACCACCAGACAGAUAAUCUGUAUCCUGUAGGUGGUAAUUAGAAUGUGGUUGGUGAUGAGCUGAGUUGCAUAAUCAGGAAUUCAUGUGAGUGCAGUUUUUGCUGGGUUGAGUCAUUUCAGACUCGGGGGUUGUGGGAAGAAAAAGGGAAUCCAUGUGUGAAUGCUUUCCGCAUGUAAACUUUCUCCACAGGCAGAACUAGCAUGUUGGGGAGAAGUGGGGAGUUCUCAAACAUCAUCUCCCACCCACAGCCUGAAAUAGUGAAGCCUUGCAAAAGGUGCACUGCAUGACUUCCUGGCCUUGUAUUCCAGUUUAUAAACUUAAGCUGGGGAGGAGAGGACAGUCUGCUGCCUCUUCUUCUACAGCAUAAGUGAUACCCACAUACCUUUUCCCCUUCUCACCUUCUGAAGUCAGAAGGUGGCUGGUUGCUGCUUUGUGCCUGCUCAGGAAAGAACUGUUGAACAGACUUGGCAGCUGCUCAGUUGCUUUGCAAGUCAUUCUCCCUGUGGGGGAGAAAAAUGGAGUAGUGCCUUGCUCCUUUUUUCUGCCUCCUUUUUCUGCCAACAUGAAUUGUGGUGGGUCUCCGCUUGCUAUGUCUAAUUAGUUUUUAGGUUGUGCAGGAUGCCAUGCACAGCUAGCUGUCCCUGGCACUGUUUUCAGAGUACCAAGAAUUUUAAAUCCCCAAAGAGUCCUUGCCAUGCUCUAGCAGAUCCUUCUGACUUCUGCUAGCCUGGAGAUUUGAGGUUAUCCCUACCAAUCUAGCACUAGGCUUCUUUGUCUGUAUUUUAUUGGCUUCUUCUCUUAAACAGCAAGCCAGCCCCUCCACACACGUGAUGCCACGGUAUCUCGUUCACUUUUUGACAACUUGUUUAGACUUGUCCUUCAAUUAAACACCUUCUGUCUGGAUGUGGGGACUUGUCCAUCUAAGCUGCAGGGAAGGUUAAAAAAAUGAGGGGAGGGGCCUGCAUGGGAGGCCUGCUCUGGGCCUGUGUGGGAGGUGACCAAGCAUAGCAUAAAGAGAACUUUACUUUUACUAAUGCUGGAAAGAGCACCUUCCUUCCCAGAUCUGAGCAGUUGGGGUUGUUCAUCUGGAACAAAUUUGUACACUUGUUCUUGGCAGCUAUCCCGGGAAUGCAGGGCAGAAGUACAACGAAUUCUACACCAGCGUGCCUUGGAUGUAAAACUGGAUCCAGCUCUCCAGGACAAGUGCAUGAUAGAUCUGGGGAAGUGGUGCAGUGAGAAAACAGAGACUGGACAGGUAUCUCAAAAAUUUAAACCAAUAAUCUCAUGUUGAAAUUGUUGUAUAAGUUAGAAAGCAAAACACAUUCACUUUAAAUGCCCUGGUUCUGCUAUUUCUUCAUAAACAUUUCUGAAUUUUACUAAAUUUUAAUGUUCAAAAGUUUCUGUAUUGCGUUUUGUGCUUCGAUUUAGCUUAAUUAGUGAAGGGAAGGCACUAAACCCAUGUGUGCAUCAGGAGAAAGCAAAGCAUUGUUUGUCCCAAUUUAUCCAACCUAGAGCAACCUGGAGUGGUGACUUGCUGAUCCCCGGGGUUAUGUUGCAUUGCAGAAGUGUGGUGUUGGUUGGGGUGAAAUGAAAGAUGUCCCAGAGACAUAGCAAGGUGCAUUUGGGUGGCUUUCAAGCGAUUAAUGAGAUGAACCCAUUUGUUCUGUGUUAAGAUUCUUUGUGUCCCCUUUAGGAACUUGAAUGUCUCCAGGACCAUCUGGAUGACUUGGCGGCUGAAUGCAGAGACAUUGUUGGAAACCUUACAGAGCUGGAGUCUGAAGUAAGUAAGCUUUGUCUGGAAGGGAAAGCUCCAGUAUUUAGUUGUUAGACUUGCACCAUGUGAAUGGCUUGCUGAUUUUUGGGUUGCCCUCCCAAGUAUCUUCAAAAGGGUGCCAUUUUCAUGUAUUUGAGUCAUCUAAGAAAGAAGGUAAAGUAUCAGAUCUUAAUUGGUUGUCCAGAUAAAGUAACUCAAGCCUGAUAUCAUUAGAAAGUACGGAGUAUUCAUGUAAAUGAGUCUUUCUUUCUUUCUUUCUUUCUUUCUUUCUUUCUUUCUUUCUUUCUGUCUCUCUGUCGGCUGUAUGUGUAAAAGUUGUGCCUUUCUAUGGCAGGUAUCAUUUCCUUAAAACGGCUGUGUUUUGGUCAACUCUAGUUAGCUUUUAUUUGGGGCAGCAAACUUUAAGGCAGCCUUCCCUACCCUGGCCCCCUCUAGAUGCUUUGGGCUUCACCUCUCAUCACCCUCAGCCAGCACAGCUGGAAAAGCUGCUUUAAGUGAUAUUUUUUGCAACCUGUUCCUGCUCCCAAUGACUUCUUACAGUAGCUGUUCUUGUCAACAGAAGUCUUCCUAGCUUGUCUCUAGGGAUGCUCACAUCCCAGGAGACUUUCCCACUCUGAUGUACAAACAUAACAUGAGCAACAGUGUGAACUGUCAGAAAAACUGGGUGUGGCCUUGGGUGGACUUAUUGCUUUCUCUCUCCCUCUUGUAGGAUAUUCAGAUAGAAGCCUUGAUGAUGCGAGCAUGUGAGCCAAUUAUCCAGACCUUCUGCCAUGUAAGUAACUCUUACUCAUACUUGUUCUAAUUUGGAUAAGGAUUGAGUGUAGAGUUCCUCCAUUAGUAUCAUUUGAGGGGAGGAAGACCAUAGCCAUGUGCAUGCCUUGUAGUUCCCCCUUCAUGUUAAGCAUACUUUGCUGGAAUGUCCAUAAUUCUCAAGGCCACAACCAGCCUUCUUGCAUCCCCAGUUCCCUGCUCAGAACUUAGCCUUAAUUACAGUGCUGGUUUGGAUACCCAAAAGUCAUAGCAAGCAGGUACAAGACUGCAUGCGUGCUGUGAUUCCAUGGGUGCACAGAAUGGGACAGUGGUAAUUCAGUUUUCUGGCCUUUUUCUUCUUCCAUUUUCUAAAAGCAAAUAUCUGGUUUCGCUUGAAACUCUUUAGCUGGUGCCUGCUGAAAUAUCUGAAUAUAAGGGGUGGGUGAAAAAAUUUCCAGUAGUCUUGUGCAGGACUUUUCAUUGUUAGUUUAUUGAUGCUCAUCAUGCACAAAACCAGAAUAAAUUAUACAGAGUAGGAGCAAGUAUGUAGAAUUCAGCUAUUGUUGCAUAGUCUUUGUAUAUCUCUGGCAUACCAGCCCUAGUUAAAUUGCAAAAUGUGUUUAUGGCAUUUAAUAGAUUGUGUUGCAUUUUUGGGUCCAGUGGGGGCAUGUGCAGCUGCAAAGCAACUUGAGAGCUCUGGGGCUAACCAGCCCUGACUAGUCAUUUUAACAAUCAGGUUUCAAAUGUAAGCCAGAGAGGUGCAAUUACCUUCUCCAGCUUUAAAUCAUGGGUCCCGUUGCUUCCUCAACUGAGGUACAGAGACUUCCAGGAAGGGAGUUAGUUCCCGACAGGUUGUCAUUAGUCUGUCUGUCUGUCCCAUCCCCCCCAAUAUCCCAUUCAGGAAGUGGCAGACAACCAGAUUGACUCAGGAGACCUCAUGGAGUGCCUCAUUCAGAACAAACACCAGAAGGAGAUGAAUGAAAAGUGUGCAAUUGGAGUCACACACUUCCAGCUGGUGAGUGUGGCUGGUUCUCCAGCAUCCCCUAGUUUGACUGAGUCUGGGAGCCAGACAGCCAUUAUCCCUUUUUGCUCUGGAAGGCCAAAGGCAUUUUCCUGUCUGCUGGAAUUUGAACUGUUAUGGCAUAGUCCCCUUUUCAGUGCUGCCUUGGCUUAUUUGCCACAAAUAAGCUUCCGGAUGUUGACUACUUUGUGCCUUUAACCACGUUCCUUCCAAAUCUGCCAUUCUCAUUUUGCAGUUGGAGGCAGGUGGUGCAUGUGGUUGGACCCAUAGUGAUUUGGAUGGGAAUUGCAUUCAACCUUAGCCUCACUAGAAGGGAUAACUUGAACUGAAGCUCAAAGGUGGCAAGGCAAGAAGCAGGGCAGAGAGAUGCCAUUGACUGGGGCUGCAGUAGCAGAUAUUCUUUGAAAGACUUGCUGUGCCUGACCUUGAGAGGAGCCUGUUUGCUUUUCUUUCUUUAGGUUCAGAUGAAAGAUUUCAGAUUCUCCUACAAAUUUAAAAUGGCCUGCAAAGAGGAUGUCCUGAAGCUGUGCCCCAACAUCAAGAAAAAGUAUGUGUGUGUGUCAGAAAUUUGGCCUCAUGGCUUUUGAAUGCUAGAGAAACUUUUGUCUCUUAAUCAGAAAGUGGGUGAUAACCAAGAGUUUUACACCAAGAUAGCCUGGUGUUAUAACACUUCUGUCCUCUUCAGGGUGGAUGUGGUGAUCUGCCUGAGCACCAUUGUACGCAAUGACACGCUGAGAGAUGCAAAGGAGCACCAGGUCUCCAUGAAGUGCCGCAAGCAGCUACGUGUUGAGGAGCUGGAAAUGGUAAAAGUUGCCCUCUUGUUACUCUGAGGCUUCACAAAGGCUUCUGUGGAGGGUUGCAUCAGCUAGCACUACCCUGAAAAUAUUUGGCUGCCCCUCAGUGCUAGUUUCCUUCUCUCUAAUUACCAUUUCUUACAUUCUAAAUCGGGCUUAUAGCAGGCUUCUUUGCAAAUGUUGGCUUUUCCUGGAACCUUGCCACAAGAGGCAGUUUUUGCUGAGCCAAAACCAGCCCCAGCUGUUGGGAUUUGUUCAACCAGCUCCCUUGGACCAAUAGAACUGCAAGCACCUUCUCUCUCUCUCUCUCUCUCUCUCUCUCUCUCUCUCUCUCUCUCUCUCUGUGUGUGUGUGUGUGUUUUUAAGGGAUUUUUUCCAGAGCUCUCCUGGGCAGCCAAACUGAAGACUGCACUGCACAAGUGUGUUAUAUUUUGAUUCAUAGCUUUGGCCUCAAAUAGCUGAAAGACUGCCUCUUCCCAAUCGACCUUCUAGGGCAGCUUUUCUCAACCCUGGAUCUUCAGAUGUUCUUGAACUACAAUUCUCAUCAUCUCUGACCACUGGCCAUGCUGGCUAGGAGUGAUGGGAGUUGUAGUCCAACAAAAUCUAGGGACCCAAGGUUUAGAAAAGCUGCUCAGGGGUGUUAAGACCUGUAGAGGGUAGUUCCGCCACCCUCAGAAGUUGAAGGAAUGGCAGCCUGGGAGAGGGUUUUCUCUGUGACAGCCCCUACAUUGCGGAAGUCCCUCCCUAUAGAAGUAUCUCUAGCAUCUUCAUCGCAUAGCUGAAGGCAUAUCUCUUUCAUCCUGGCCUUUGACCGUUAAAGUAUUUGUUUUGUGGGGCCUCUUUUGCUGAAUUUAAAGUGUUCUGUUCCCCUUGGAAAGGUUUUGCUUGCUUUAUAAUUAUUAACAGCUUUAUAAAUUUAUAUUAUGGUUGUAAUCCACUGUGCAGCAUGAGGGUGAAGAAGAAUGAGUAAAGAGAGCCUAUUAAAUAAAUAUAUAACCUCAAGAGUGCUGAUGGUUGCCUGCAGAAAAUUUCCUAGUUAGAAGAUAAACACUUGGUUCUCUCAUGGGCUUUUUACUUUUUUAAAUUGGAUUUGUUUGCUUUGGAUGUUCAAGCUUUCCACCUCCCCUUUGAGUCUGAAUCCUUUUUCAAUGUGAUUCAUCUUGCAGACUGAGGAUAUCCGCCUGGAACCAGACCUUCAUGAGGCCUGCAAAUCGGACAUUAGGGACUACUGCCAGAACGUCCCCUAUGGCAAUGCUCAGGUGAUCUGCCUUUUCAGUGUGCGCUCUCUCGAUGUUUCUGCCUAGCCAGAGAGGCUUUGACUGGAAUACAUUCUGCAUCAAAGCCCAUUUCAGUCUGCUUUGAUUUACAGACCUUUUGCUUGUACUCUGACUCACAGCCAAGUCCACUGGAUGGGCUGAUCAACUUCCUAAGCACCACUGGCAAGUGUUUCUCCAGCACGACAGAGCACUUCUCCAUGGGCUCAAUUUUCCUCUAGCUCUUCCUUAGUCAGUGGCUACAAAAUAUCCCACCCUUCCAAAGGAGCCUGGUUUACAUUGAAACUACCAGGUUGACUGUUGAAGAAAGAGCUUUUACUCGCUGAGUUGAACUUUCAGCCACUAAAGCUUUUUCCCCCCUAGGCUAAGUGAACACAGUGACUUCCAUCUUAUGAGUUGGCUUUUAAUAUAAUUUCUUUUGGUACUUCUAAACCCUCCUCAAUUUAGCAUCCUCCUUAGAAUACUUCACCCAAAAUGUGCUGUGGGCGAGACCUCCUCAGUGCCACUAUUGCUCCUGUUUUAGAUGAGGUGCUGCUUAAAAUAAUGCAGGGGUUUGGCUAUUUUGUUCCAUAGCCUUUGCUUUGUUAUUUUAAAGCCAUUGAGUCAUUUACUUACUCCCAGAUUAGCAAUGCUGCCAUCUAGUGUCCAGUUACCCUUGAGAUGUUCUAUUUAUUUAACUGCAGAUUAUUGAGUGUCUUAAGGAAAACAAGAAGCAACUCAGCACUCGCUGCCAUCAGAAAGUCUUCAAACUUCAGGAGACGGAGAUGAUGGAUCCAGAACUGGAUUAUACUCUCAUGCGUGUUUGCAAGCAAAUGAUCAAGGUAAGGAUGGCUGGUUGAUGAGGGGAGGCUUAGAAUCAGGCCACAUCAUGUUGCUUUCAGUGUAACAUUUUCUCUCCAUGCAAGAGUACAUGUAGCUGACAUUGCCUUGAAAUAGGAAUCCACAUGGAUUUUUGUAGGAAGAUUUUUGGACGUUUAAACUGGGUUUCUGCCUGCUGCUGCUCAUGAAGACUUCUCAGAUUUGUAGAUUUCCAUAUUUAUUUGUCUGCAAAGGCAAAAUCUUGCAUUGGGAAUUGGCCCAUCUUGUACACACACCCAGAGGCCAUUUCUGCAUAGCAUGGGAUGAUUUGUUAAUAUUCACAAUAUUCUAUGGUGCAAACCAAAUCUGACCAUUUUUAGUGUACAAGCUUGACUCUUCAUUCUGGAAAGAUUCAAACGGUUCUAAUCUUAAAACAUCUCCUGCCCUCAAGUAUAUAUUUUUAAAUAUCUAGCUGUGAAUAUGCAGUUGAUAUUCAACCAUAUUCUAAUCUUCUACCAGAUAUUCAAGCAUAUCUGGUGAAAGAUCAGAGAAGUAAAACUGAAAUGGCAAAGUGUCAAACCCUGGUUGAGGGGCAAGCUUUUUCUUUCUCCUCUGCUGUAACUUCUGUAGAACUUCAGGCUUUCUCAGAACUUUAGGCAGGUGCAUGCCCUAAAGGCCUGAUACUAAGGGGGAUACAGCAAAAAAGCUCUUGGAAGUGCAGCGGCUCUUUGAUUUCUCUUCAAACUACUCAGACCAGCAAGAGGAUCAUGUGGAAUUAUAGCUGAGCGAAGCCCCACUUUUCCCAUCUCCCUGUCCUGUUCUUGGUUCAAUGUGUUUCUAAACUUUCUCUGCAAAAGUACAUUGAUUCAGAGGUGCCAUUCCCACCACCUCUCCUGACAUUAAUGGGCAUGGGUAUCAACACAACACCUUUUAAGAAUUCAUUCCAUGCCAAGCAACUUCUGGGUUAGCCUGGAAGUGCAGUGAUGCCUGACUUGUGCCUCUUCAUCAGUUUGCAUUCAGGCAACAAGAGUCCUGGCUUAAGAUGGGAAGUGCUGUUGCUCUCCCCUUGCUGACUCGUUGGUGCUUUCUCUCCCUCUGUCAGAGAUUCUGUCCAGAAGCAGAUGCAAAGAACAUGCUGCAGUGUUUGAAACAGAACAAGAACAGCGAAAUGAUGGAUCCCAAAUGCAAGCAAAUGAUUACCAAGCGCCAGAUUACACAGAACACAGGUAAUGGUGGGGCUUUUCUUGGAAUUGGGCCUGGGGUCUGCACUUAAGGGCUGUAAUCUUUAUUACCUGAAAUGUCUGAUAUAUCCCAUCUGGACUACUGUAAUGUGCUCUACGUGGAGCUGCCUUUAAAAUGUGCUCAGAAAUUUCAGCUAGCCCAAAGAGCUGCAGCCAGACUGUUGGCCAGGGUUAGAUAUAGGGAGCAAAUGAUUUCCUUUUUAAAGCAUUUCCAAUGGCUACUGGUCUGUUUCCAGGAACAAUUCAAAGUUCUGGUUAUGACCUUAUAAAGCCCUAUACAGCUUAGAUCCUGGCUAUCUGAAAGACCAUAUUCCCUCAUACGAACCUACCUGGGCCCUGAGAUCUUCGGGGGAGGCCCUUCACUCAGUCACACCACCCUCACGGCAUGUUUGCCGGGCACACAAGAUAGGACCUUCUUGGUAACUGCUCCCAGACAUUGGAACGCUCUUCCUAGAGUCGUUAGACUGGCUCCUUCCUGGUUGCCCUUCUGCUGGCAGGUGAAUACUUUUGUAUUUCAACAGGCUUUUAGGAACUGACCUUUUUUAAGGAAAGGGCUGGUGCUAGGAUAUUUUAUAGUUGUUAUUUAUACAGGUAACUCACAUCUUAUGCUUAUUUUACUUACACGAUUGUAGCUUUGUGGGUGGCUGGUAAAUAAAUAAAUGGAGAGCCAAGGAAACCCACUCUCCAUUUAUUUAUUUCCUCCCCACACGUGUGCAUAGCUGUGAUCACAUGCUUAUCCUGCUUUGGGAAGGCUGUGGGAGGGCUCUGGCAGCGUCCCAAGUUCAGCCUUCCUAGACUAGACUGUCUUGUUUGCUUUGUUUGUGUGGCAUAAAUGUUUUGUCUAUUCAGGUCUGCUGUAGGUAUAAUCCCCUCCAAGGCAAACUUUUCUUGAGUGUUAAAAUAAUUUGUCCUCUCCUUGCACAACCCCAUGCCUUCACCAUUCAGCUCUAUUUAUAUGCAGUACUGGUUAGAACAUAACAAAGUUGGAAACCAGUGUGUUUUGGAUAGUUGUUUUUAAAUUUUGAUAUCCCUAACCCUGUGUGCAUCAUCAGUUGAUAGCCACCACAGAAGACUUUCAUAUCACCUCAUCCAUGACACUUGGCAAUGAUUUAGCAUUGGCAUGCCCUCCCUAUCACAAGCAGGACCUACAAACCACAAUCCGUACCUAAAUGUUACGUAUGAAUCAGAGAUAGUAGUUUGUUGUGACCCUAACAAACCACAGUGUAAAGCUAAAGCUUGUUCUUGGCUUCCUUGUUCUUCUGCAUCCUUUGAGCAGAACAAACAACAUUGCUGAUGUGGAUAUGAUGCUAAGCCAGGGUUUGUUGCUUGCACUAGGGGAAGAGAGAAGCAGGAGCAAUCUCCAUAUUAAUGGUCAACCAUGACCAUGAGAGCUGGGAACUGGGUAAGCUGAAUUCUACAGCUUGUUCUAUGCUCCCACAGGAUUGUGGGCAUCUGCUGAGCCAUGUGUGUAUGUAGCUGGUUUCCUGAGAGCCAAGGCCUUGCAAUUUGGCUACAUUACGGGCAACUCAGACAGAAAGAACUCCAGUGCUAGGCUGCUUAGUAAAAGUGGCUCAGUUCUGCAGCUGGCGCCUCAUUCCAGCGGCCGGUCUUCAUCACUAAUUUUGCUCCUUUCUUCCUUCGUAGAUUACCGCCUGAAUCCAGUGCUCAGGAAGGCCUGCAAAGCUGACAUCCCCAAGUUCUGUCAGAGCAUUCUGACCAAGGCCAAGGAUGAUUCCGAGCUUGAAGGGCAGGUCAUAUCCUGCUUGAAGCUGAAAUACGCAGACCAGGUGACUUAUGGGGCAUGUGUUUCACAAGGACCUAGGGCCAGAAGGCCCCCAAAGUGACUUGUUAUGCUAUGUGGCGUGUGCCAGUCAACAAGCAUGUUUAAAAUACAGGCAGGUCUCAGAAGCUUAGGCCCAGUUAUACAGGUCCUCUGGGAAUUUGUAACAGUGAUCUGAUUUAGUCAACCUAAACGUAAAAGUUACGUUUAUUUAACUUCAAAUUUAAAAAGUGUGCUGUGUAAAUUUUACAUGCUGAUUAACUAAAGAAUUUUUCCAGCAACCAAGCAUUUGAAAUGAAUGUUGAUUAUGAGAGAAAAAUCAAUAAAACCCACUUAAUAAGACAUUUUAAGAUGGGACAAUUGAAAACAUGCAGUUCCAUACACGGUUUAAUGUUUGUAAAUAAUGGAGUGUUUAACAUUAAUUUUAUCAAGUCCUAAAAGUUAACCACUUAUAUUUGGAAAAAGUUGUAACUAUAUUGAAAUCGCACAAUUCAUUAUGUUAUUAGCUUAUUUUUUGGAACAGUGAAUUUCUGGUAAUCCAUCUGGUGUCACUGAUCAGCCUAAGUGGUGCAAUCAUUAUGUUAAAAGGAGUGAUGUGUAAAGCAGCCACUGAGAGUUGAGAAGGCUUCUUCUUGGACCUGCAGACAGAAAGUAGAGGUGAUCAUUGAGCUGCUGGUAGCCUUCCUCUGCUUAUCUUAUCUCUUUAUCAGCUAAAUGGCCCUGCUCUUUUCCCUCAUGAAUAUAUUGAGGGAUAUUAGGAGACAGAAUAUGAGCAUAGGCAAACAAUGAAGGAGGACUUAUCUCUGCCUUAUCUCCCUGGAAGCAUUCAGAAUUCCCAGCUGUCAGAGGCUCACUUGCAUGGAGCUUCUUCUGGUGUGGUGAAUGUAACACAUAAUUACCCUCUUUGAUCAGAUUGCUUUGGCUUGCUGUAUUCUUGCAUCUUGAACUGAAUUGCAGGUUUUGUCUAAGUGCUGCCUCAUCUGAUGUUUUCCCAUAUGAAGAAUUCUCCCUAUAGAAAAAAGCCAUAUACGAAGCUGCCUUUUGCUGUCAAAGAUUGACUUUUAAGAGAUUUUUUUUUAAUGAUUUUUAUUAAGGUUUCAGUAAAAAGUUAAACAGAAAAACAUAAAAAAGAAAUACACAAAUACACAAUACAUAAUCCAAAAAAGAUAAAAGCACAGAAAACAAAAAAACAAAAAAAAACAAAAAAAGAAACAGAACAUUUAAAAAGAAUAUCACCUUUUCAUUUCCGUUUUUAAAUUUACUUAUUUUCUGGACCUCCUCAUACCUCCCUCUUUUGUAUUCCAGUUCAAAUUGUUUGUCCAGCAAUUUCUUUCCCACCUUUUUAAUCCCAAUCUUUAAUCUUAAUAUAAUAUAGCAUUAAAAUUUUACCUCUUAAAUACCAAAUUUCCAUUUCCUUAAACUUCUUUAAUCCUAAUCUUUAAUCUUAGUCUAUCUAUAACUUUAAAUCCUGUACAGCUGGAAACCACUUAUUUUCAAUCCAACAUCACUCUAGCAUUCUUUAAUUUUGCAGUGUUUCUGUAAAUAAUCUUUGAAUUUCUUCCAAUCUUCCUCCACCGACUCUUCUCCCUGGUCACGGAUUCUACCAGUCAUUUCCGCCAGUUCCAUAUAGUCCAUCAGUUUCAUCUGCCAUUCCUCCAGCGUGGGAAGUUCUUGUGUCUUCCAAUACUUGACUUUUAUGAGAUUUUUAGUGCUAAAAAAUGCACCAAAAAUACAUGAUUGCUCAAGUUAGUUAAGAUUAGUGGUUAAUGGUUAGUAGUUAAGAUUUGUGCUGAAUGUGCAUUAAUGAUUCUGUGGCAUGACUGUUCUUGUUCUCACCCUUAAACAGCGUCUCUCUCCUGACUGUGAAGAUCAGAUUCGAGUGAUUAUCGAGGAAUCCGCUCUUGAUUACCGGUUAGAUCCUCAGUUGCAGAUGCACUGCUCAGAAGAGGUAGGAGCUUUCAAAUUCAAUCCUCCUUCACACUAUAUAUGUUGGCAAGUUCUCAUGAGCUCCUGGUAAUACAGUUUGAACUAUGGCGAUCUUGAUUGAAUCCCCCAGUAGUUUAAAAUCACCUUGUGGUUGUCACCUUUUGUGGCAUUUGCAAUUUGCAGAGAAUAGAUUUGUUCCAAGAGCAGCUUAUAGAGCAAAGCAUUAUGGGAAUCCAGCUUAGCAUCUUACACAAAAAUCGUUCGUAUUUCAUAUGGAAUCAUCCUGUCCAGAGUUAAGUUGAUAUGUAAAGUUCCUCCCCUUGGUCCUUUUCAUGCUAUGAGGAAUAGUGUGUGGGAGACUCCUUGUUUCAUCGUAACUGAUAUUUAAGGACCUCUUUGAGAACAAGCCUCCCAUGAAUUUGGAAAGGAACAGGAAGCUUAAAAGCAGGAGUAGACGGCCCCUAAUAGUAUUGCCUUGCCGAGCAAAGACUAUUAUAAUAGAAGCAUAGAAUCCUGCUCUUGCAGGGUGGAGAGUAGGUGCUGCUUGUCACCUCUGCUCAUUUCCAGAAAUUGUUCCAGGCUCUGCCAGCUGGAAUUUAGCUUAAGUCAGGGAAUAGCUUCCAGCCUUGGCCUUAGGCAACAUCCACAGUAGAGGACCUCUGGAUAAUGUUGCUAAUCCUUUGGGCUAUGUUACACUAUAAGCCUUUCCUCAGUAAUAAAGGGCUAACAUAUACUGAACCGGAAAGUAAGGUUGCAUUUGUUUCCCUUGCUAGAUUCCAUGUUUUGGACCUUUUUGUCACAUAAAUUUGUUCUAUCUCCCUCCAAAAGGAGGCUAAUUCGUUGGCCUGUGGUACUAUAACCUAAUGUAUUUUAUGUUUUUAAAGAUUUCUAGCUUGUGUGCUGAGGAAGCAGCAGCCCAGGAGCAGACAGGACAAGUGGAAGAAUGCCUGAAAGUGAAUCUGCUAAAGAUCAAAGCAGACAUGUGCAAGAAGGUAAAGAACUAGGUGUGCUUCUGUGCUAAUGGCAAGGGGGAGAAUGCUAGAUUGUGUACAGCUCAAUCCGUUGGUAUUCUCCUCACUUCAGAACUUCUUCGGCACUACAGCUUUGUUCUCUAGCUUGGAUGUUCCAAGGAUUCCUAGGGCUGGUUGUGAUUUGCUUUCCCCUCUGUCACUGCUCCUCAGUCCACUUCAGUCAGCCAAAGGAAGGCAUCCAUUCCUUCCCCUUUGCAUUUUUCUGUUGCCACACUUCAGCACAUCCCUUUCAAAUUCCGACCCGGCAACAGUCAUAAAUGCCUUCAUGACUUUGAGUAAGACUACUAUAAAUGUGCUCCAUUUGAAAGCAACUGGAGUCUUCCACACUGAAAAAAAAUUCUUACUUUAUUUGAGAACUGCUCAGGGCUAUAAAGCAGGGUUUAAGUAUUCCAAGUAUAAUGAAGCAGCAGGAGGAUGAGCAAGUUAAGAUGAAAUAUGCAAAUCAUUAUAUUGAGGGUGCAUUGCAAUUUUCUGCCCUUCUAGGAGGUGCUCAACAUGUUGAAGGAGAGUAAAGCUGAUAUCUUUGUUGACCCCGUCCUUCAUACGGCCUGUGCCCUUGACAUCAAGCACCACUGUGCUGCCAUCCCACCAGGAAGAGGGCGACGUAAGUCUUACAGCUUGCUAAGAAGCCCAGGAAGCAUCUCUGCCACCAGUAGUGCUACUUCCACAGAUUCAGUUGUUUUUAAUCUUCUGUUCCUGCCCUUGGUAUUGAACAAGUCUAGGCACAAUUGCACUCUAAACAACUUGCUUAGGAUAGAUUUGUACACUUCCUAGAGAUGUGAAGGACUAGUGGAUAGAAUCCCCCCACCAGUGGUAAAAAUCAAUAUACUUAGGGGGAAAACAGAGGAACUUUCAUACAACUUUCAGCAUCAUUGUUUAGAUUAAUGAGUAAAAUCCUUUCUAAGCAAUACGUAUUUUCUAAAAAUAUAUUAAAAAUAUGUUAAACACUGGGAUCACCAAUGUGGUGCCCGCAUGCACCCCUGAUGAUUUUGACUGGUGCCCAUGAAAUCUCUGAGCCCCCCAGUGCUCCCCCCGCCCAUGAAGUGGUGUGAUGGGAUGGUCGUUAACUGUUUUGUCACCUUGAGAAACACAUAAUAGCAAGAGGGUGGGAAGAUCAAGAUCAUGAUGAUCUGAGAAAAACUGUGCCUUCAAUCAUUUGUAACACUCUUUCCUCUGUUCUGCAGAGAUGUCUUGUCUGAUGGAGGCCCUGGAGGACAAGCGUGUGAGGUUGCAGCCUGAGUGUAAGAAGCGCCUUAACGACCGGAUUGAAAUGUGGAGCUACGCUGCCAAGGUGAGCAAAGCUGCUCACUUUAUUCCUCCAGGAAGACCUCUUCUGGGUGCCUAGGGAUUGUUGGGGAUAGGAGGGAAUUGGAACAGAUGGAAGGUUCCAGCAUGAUGAUGUGUUGGUGCUGAAGGCUGUGAACACAUGAUGGAAUGCUGCUACUGUAAUGACAAUCCUUGAAACAAUAUGCUAGAUUGGUCUUGGAAGUGAAACUGAGUUACCGGCAUGGACAGCCGUAAUAUGCAUGUCGAGCAUGGCUCCUCACCACUUCUGUGCAAUUCUAAAUUCCAUCUGUAGAAAGCUAUGCUUGCCAGGGCAAGUGCAGCACAAAAUAUAACAGUUGCUGUUACAGAGCAGGGCCCCAUCUCUUGAUAUCUGAGCUCCUGGCCCCUGAAAUGGGGGGGGGGGGCAGGGAGAGAGAGAGAGAGAGAGAAAUUUGGAAGGCCCAGCACAGGGCAGCUGUGGGAGGGCAAUACCAUCCUGCUGUUGGACAAGCAUGUAGCACCCUAGUGGGGAAUCCCCACUCCUCCUCUCCAGACACCUUGCUGCACAUACCAUGGUUUGUGUUUGCACACUCUGCUGAGGAGAGAUUGGUUACAGAAAGAACAUCCUGACUCUCAAGGGAAAAGCUUGCAGUUGAAAGGAUAUAAGGAGCGUAGGACUCCUCUUGCUACUUUUAGAUAGAUAGAUAGAUAGAUAGAUAGAUAGAUCGAUAGAUCUUUAUUGUCAUUGUCCCAUGCAGGACAAUGAAAUUGCAAAACUACAUAAAACUACAUAAAAACUACAUAAAACUACCACAAAACUACAUAAAACAUUCAAAAACCCCUAAAAACUCUAAAACCCUAUUUUAAAAUACACUAUACUGUAGAAACCCCUUAUGCUGCAUUUAGAACCAGAAUUGCAUUUGCAUAGAAACUGUUUCUCAGGCGGCUAGUCCUGGCCUUUAUAACCCUGUACCUUCUUCCAGAAGGCAGAAGCUGAAAGAGAUCAUUUCCGGGGUGCGUGCUAUCCUGUGCUAUCUCUGCCGCUUUCUUAUGGCACCUGGCAGCAUAGAUUUGAUCUAAGGUGGGAAGAGUGCACCCAAUUAUUCUCUCUGCAGUCUUUACAACCCUGGAUAGCAUUGUUUUUUCCCUGGCCGUGCAGCUCCCAAACCAUACACACAGACCAUAAGUUAGUACGCUCUCCACAGUGCAAUGGUAAAAUGCCAUCAACAGGUCCUUUGAGAGAUUGUUUUUGUGGAGGAUUCUCAAAAAAUAUAACCUCUGCUGUGCUCUCUUCACCAGGUCUUUGCUGUUCUCUCCCCAGGUUAGGUCGUUUCUCAACUCCAUUCCCAGAAAUCGAAACACUGAGACCUGUUCCACGCACUUCCCCUCAAUAAUAAGUGGCUGAAUAUUCAAUUUACAUUUCCUAAAUGUAAUGAUCUCUUUUGUUUUCUUUAAGUUAAGGAGUAAGUUGUUUUUCCUGCACCACUCCCCCAACUGCUCAACUUCCUUCCUACUUCACAGCUGUAGAUCAUUUUGUGUUCAAUACCAUGUGAGGGAGGGAUAGGAUCAGAUACUUUUAAAAAAUCAUUUAUUAAUGGAAUUUAUAAAGCUACCCCAUUACACAAAAUCUUUGAUUGAUGCCCAAAACAAGCACAAUUAAGGUACAAUAUAAAGCGAUAAACUAAAACUUAAACUAAAAACACAAAACAGUUUUUACAGCCAAGAAGACUAGUCCAUAAAACAAUUAUUUCAAAGGCCCUUAGGUGAAUAGAAAGGUCUUCACCUGGCUCUAAAAAAAAUCACAAAGCUGGUGCCAGGUGAUCAUCUUUAGGAGGUGUCACUGCUGAAAAUACCGUCUCCCUGCCAUACUUUGUUCCUUUAUUUUUAUUUGAAAGAAUUUACAAGCUGUUUAAUAUAUAUUUUAAAUUUCUUAAGCCUGUGAAGAAGAAAAGAAAGUUCAGGUAAGCACCUAUGAGAGAAGGAGCUGGCAGAACACCAGCAUAACAUGGACAAACGGCCUAGCCCAGUUUAUGGUCCUGCAACCCUAUUCUGGUCUAUACAGGGUUGUAACAAAUCGGGUGGUUUUAGAGAAGAUUUGUUUGAAGCACUGACCCCUAAAUUUCAUCUGUACAUUGUAGACAUCUGUUACGAUUGAUUUGGGAGCUGACUCUUCUUCCUCCUUGCCUGCCAGGUUGCCCCAGCGGAAGGCUUUUCUGAUCUUGCCAUGCAAGUGAUGACCUCUCCAUCCAAGAACUACAUCCUCUCAGUGAUCAGUGUGGGCAUCUGCAUCCUGUUCCUGAUUGGCCUGAUGUGUGGGCGUAUCACGAAGCGAGUGACACGAGAGCUGAAGGACAGGUAGAGCCUGCCUUGGUAGUCAAAGGGAAGAAGGAAGGAAAGAAGGCCUGCCUGCCUGCCCGUUGCCCAGUUUGUACAGCCCUCCUCUGUAUAGUCUCCCCUCCCACCUCUCCGGAGAGUACAAACAGAUUAGAACAGCAGCCCGUGCCAGCUGAGUGUCCCAUCUCGUCCAUGGCUUCUCCACCCUCGGAACGAGUUGGCACGUGCAGCCUUGGCGGUCCAGCCAGCAGCUUCGUUACCCUGUCGUUAGCGACUGUUGUUUGCCUGCCUGUAGACAAGUUUUUUCUCUUUCUCUUUCUCUCUUUCUCAUACUGUCGGAACUGCCUUCACUCCCCAGACAGACUGACAACCUGCAGCUCAAGAGGUUUUUAAAGCAAAUUUUUAAAGAUCUGUUCCAGACAUAGUGUUGGACAGUAGGUCUUGGUGUGGAAGUGUUUGUGCUCCUUGGCUUAGGCAGGAGAACCGAGGGGAAGGGACAUCACCCACCAUUCACAGCUGGCCUUGCUUUGGACAUCUGGCUCACCCUGGAACAAGCAUCUCCAGCACAUAAUCAGUCAGCAAGAGUUGCCUCCAGAGACCCAUCAUCAUUUCUACUGUUUUUGUGCUUUUGUUACUGUAUUCUGUUGUACUUCUUUUUUUCUUUUUGUGGCUUGUUCCUCCGUUUUUGCCAAAAGGCAAUGCCUUCCAUACUUCUCCACCCCCACUCCAAUCUUUGGGGUUAAUAAAAUAUUGACCAGAUUAAAGAAACUUCAGUGGUCUUACAGGCACCCCCUGCAAAACCAUACUGUAUCUCAAGGGAAGCCUUUGGACAAGCUACGGUGGAGCUGUGGUCUUGGGUAGUAAGGCGGUGGUUUUGGAAGAAAACGAGGAUUUGGGUCCUCCCCAAAGGGGUUGGACCCAUAGGGUCCUUAUUUACAAGUUACUGAAGUUUCCUCCCUGAACUGUCAGGGAGGGUGUAAGACUUUUCUUGCUGUCAAGAAUCCAUCUAAAGAGAUCAUCAGCCAUUUGGGAAGUAGGGAAGCUGGCAGGGCUCCCUACACUAAGCAAGGAUGGGGGAGGGGAGGGGGGAUAGCUUUCUGAGAGUUGGAUGGGAGAGGUAUCUUUGCUGAAGUGAUGCUUUUAGUAACAGUACUAUAGUACCUGUUUGCAAUAAGCAGGAGUGUGCUCCUUGUCUGUUGAUUGGAGAGCACAGGGAGGAACUUGAAGAAGAGGAAAUACGCAUGUGCAGGCUCCUUGUGUAUAGUAGGAUAUCUAUCAGCCUGUUAGACAUGGUUGCCUGUAUGCUUUAGAGGGCUAAAUCAUGAGUCUGCCCGACACAAGGCUUGAGUGCAACAUCUUCUUCCCCUCCCUGCCCCUUUUCCUGCUUUGCUGCAACUGCUCAGUCAGAUGUCAACUUCUCAGCGUUCUGCAUUAAUGUCACAAAAGCGAGGGGCUUUUGGCAAUGGGACCAGCUGAUCUUAAUGAUGAUGUGGACACUCAGCCAUACCACUACUGUGAAUAUUUUCUGCUGCUCUUGAAGUGUUGGUAAAAGGCACAAAAGUUUUUAGCUUUAGGAAACCUUUAUUUUUCAUCCUACUGGAAAGCAAGUCGUUCAGAGUGUGGCUUUGUAUUCCUGAGGAUGGCAAACUGGAAAAGCUUGUGCAAGAAUCUCACCCCACCCCACCCCUGAGGCCCACUGACUGUUUCAGGCCUCCAAAAUUAAGGAGAGAUGAUUAGGGAAAUCAAAGAUCAGUGGGUGAGCCUGUGUGUACUGAAGGGUUUUUUUGGACUGUGGCCACUAGAUUGGAUUUCCUUCCCCUGCUUCUGAUAUUACUGAAUCUAUGAAUGGUGACAUUGGAAAGGGGUGUGUGCCAUAGUUCCCCAACUAGUGCGUGCUCAGUGCAUUCCAAAGCCUCUAUUUCCUCCCCCCUCCCUUUCACCCACACGUGGAUGCCCUUCAGUAUUGUGUUUAUUCUGUGUUUUAACUCUGAGGCAAGGCAUAGACUUCUUUAUCCUAAGGAAUCCACCUUGACUCUGAAAUGGGGUGGCGAUGGUGAGGAUGCUCCCAGGGCAACUCAAGUCACUUGCAAGAGAGGCAGCCAGCAGAUUAAUUGCAGAUGCUUAGAGCUGCCAUUCAUACUGUAGGAGGCCAGGAAUAACCUUGGUCAUAUCAUCUUCCAAAUCCUACACAACGUUGGGAAGAAACUGGCACUUGCAUAUGGUGACCCUGCAGCAAAUGCUGUGAAAGGAGAGGAUGCCCCCACCAUCCUGGCUAGCACAUGCAUUCAGAUAAGAUGCACGACGUAUUAUUCUUACAUUGCUUCCCUUCAGCCAACUACAAUUGCCUUCCCUCGAUCCUAGUGGGAGUGCCCCAUUGGUUAAUGAAAGAAAAAUGCUCUCCUGAGUAAAUUCCCAUAAUCAGCAGCAGUGGUUUUUGGAGGCAUAUAGUGAUGCUACCGAAGAGGAGCUUGUGCGAGAUGCACGUAAGGGGACUAGUUGCCUGGGAAGAGACAGAAUGCUGAAGCCAUUACAGCCAGCCAGUCACUCCAUUCUCUCAGUGACCUUGAACGAGCCAUUGUUUUAAAGAGACGAGAAGCAGCCUCUUGAGUUCCAAGCACUGCAGGUCUCUGUCUCAGCAUCACCUAAGCCUCCAUGCAGUCUCCUCAGACCCCGUCAGUUUCAGUCUGACAGCUAAGUAUUCCUGCUUUGGGGCUUAUUUGAGGGACGACUGUUUACAAAAAUGAUCCUUCAUCUAAAGUGGCAUUGUAUUGCAAGUGUUGUGCUUGUCACUUCCUCCUCAGAAUACGUGCAACUGCUUGAGGAAGAUGGAAGGGGCUGUGCUGCAGUUUGAAUGUUUGAAAAGUACUUAGGAAUUGGGAGCUUGUUUUUCUGCUUCUUCCCUAGAAGGUUCCCUGUUUGAACUUGUAGUACUUGCUGUCUUCAUCACUGUGGCCUCGACUGUCUUGUAACACGAGCUCCUCCAGCUUCUGGACCCUGUGCUGCUGCUUCUCCUUCCUUGUGUCUCAUCUAAAGCUGUGCUGAUGCUGCUCUCUUGGCUCUCAUCUCAAGGAAGGUCCCCUGGUUUGAUGCAUUGGAGAUGGAAGUACGCAGGUUGGGCACUGCUCUAUGCAUAACAGGAUUAGAGUUCCUGCAGAAAAGCCCUGGUGGGGCCUAAGGAGCAGGGAUUUCUUGGCUCUUAGUGGUGGCUCUUAGAUGUAGCCUAGGGUAUUCUCUUGUCCCAAAGUAAGUUAAGGAACUUGGUGAAUUGGAAAACUGAAGGAUCACACAUCCUGUUCCGCUUCAUAGUUUGUACAACUGGAUUGAUAGGUUACACUCUUCCUACAUAUAUACUACAUGUGCAUCCAGAGCAUUAAUACUAACAAACUGGAAGAGUGCUGGGUGGAGGGAACUGUCUUUAGGAAGUGGUGCCAUCCAGCAUGUGGUAUCAGCACUGUCCUGGCCCCCGGCUUGUGCUGACACCUGUUCUCAUAUUGCUAGUCCUUCUGGACAGCUGUGACCAGCAUGAUAAUUGGUUCCAUUUCUGUGUAGAUUCUGAGCAUCAGGUGCGCUGCUUCCCCGACACUUGCAGACUCCUCCAUCCAGAGGCUCCCUAGCUGGCGCAAAGAGAAUUAAAUGACUUAUCUCAAGGUUCUUGGAAAUGCAUCAGAGGCAGGCUGCAAUUUCCCUUCAGGUAUGCUUUGGAACUCAAUAUAAGUGGUGUUUGAUUGAAGAAUAGGCGUGUUUUGUGUUUGAGAGAAGCAAAAUGCAGGUGCACAGAACAACUCAGGGUGGCAUAAAAGGGUUCGUAUUCAGUGCUCCUCCUGCAGCUUGCAAAACCAGCCCUUUGGAGUGACAGUAAAUUGGUAGAUGAUACAGCUAAUGUUGGCUGACCCUUAGUCCUUUUAAAAAAUGUAACAUUAACAAAGGUUUUUUUUGUAAAUUGUUUUUCCUUUCUGUACAAAAUCUUGGCUGUUCUUUCUUUUUACAUGUUCAUGCUGUGUAAUUUUGAAUUGUUAACGGAGAUUCUGAACAUAAUGUGCAUUUUUUUCUGUACAGAUGAAAUGGGAGAAUUUAAUAAAAAAGAGUCUGCAGGUUUUUACUUGUUUUCCUUGUGUCUCCAUCAACUGUGAAUAAAAAGGGAAUCUCCCUCCCCAAGUCAUGCC
Podarcis lilfordi (Lilford's wall lizard) is the source of this 63449-nucleotide messenger RNA. The record is from the annotation of a GenBank genome assembly. NCBI's taxonomy places the organism in Eukaryota, Metazoa, Chordata, Lepidosauria, Squamata, Lacertidae.